Molecule: messenger RNA, 78406 nt
Organism: Pelobates cultripes (western spadefoot toad)
Lineage: Eukaryota; Metazoa; Chordata; Amphibia; Anura; Pelobatidae
Source: the annotation of a GenBank genome assembly
AUGGAAUCUGAACUGCAGCUUUCCCCAUUGGAAAUGGAUGAUCCCAGCGUACCCCAAAUUUAUUUCCCAGUGGAUUACUUGGACACACUGCUUGUGACAUUAGUGGGUAAGUAUUCAUCUUCAUUUUGGGUCCGUUUCUGCUUAAACUGGACAUUGAUUUCGAUGAAGGUUGCCAAAAAUAUGUAAUUCCUGAAAUUUAAGGGCCAGAUUCCCGUUAAGUUUAACUUUAUCGAUUUGGCUUAAAUUGUCAUUGGACUUAUUUGCUACAAAUGUUUUUAUUUCUACCUCCUUGGAAGAUAACGUGUGGUGUGUUUGUCCAAAAGUGAAAAAUUUGAGCUGAACAGAAAAUGUGUGUUUUUUUAAAAAUAAUAUAAAUCUACGUUUUGCUGAAAGCUAUUAUUUCUUUAUCUUUAAUGUUUUUCUUAUUCUGAUUUUGUUGUUGUGUUUUUUUUGUUGUUUUUUUUUUUUAAUGUCAAAGCACAUGUGCCCUUCCCCCUUCCUGUCUAUGGCCUGGCUAAGCUUCUACUGCUGAGAGGCAAUUAGCCUUUACAGUACAAUGUGCUCGAGCUGAUCCCCCUGUCAGUGUACGGACUGUACACUUCAGGAUGUGUCUAUACAUGUUUUUCUUCUCGACUGUGCUGUAUUGCUGAGUAUACUGUACUAAUCGAUAAUGAAACUAAAAAAAAAAAAACCCUGAAAAAAACAAAACAUGGAGACCUGUUCGCAUGCUGUUUGAAUUGAAAAGCAAACAAGCAGUACUGUGCUUUUUCUAUCGGUUUUCUUAUAUUGCAUUUGAUGUAUUCUUUGAACGAAGGGAGUAUGGCUUCUAGCAGAGCACAUGGUGCUUGCGAGACAGCAUUGGUGCACAGAGAAUGCUGUGCUUUCUAACUCAGAAACCAUCACAGAGCGUGCUUUUAUUUGGAUAUAUUUUGGGACAUGUUGUAUGUGUUGUGAGCCCUCCCCACCCGCCGUACACUCGGUUUCUAUCGGUUAGUAUGUAUUUAUUUCACUUUACAUGCUUUUCUGACAUCUUUCUAGAAAUGUGAGCCAGUUGCCAUGUUGGUAUUAUGAUUGCUGUCUCUCUUUAUUGGUGAUGUGCCAACACCUACCGUCCAAUUUCAUGACAAACAUAAUCGUUUUGCUUCAUAUUUUGAUCACACAUUAAUCUGACUUUAGUUGGAAAAAAUCAGAAAUUAACUAUUUUAAGAGGGCCAUGUGUACCCCAGUGAAUUGGAUCAAUGUAUUCACGUGUUCAGGAAUUGCCUGAAACUCGGCUAUUUUUUAUUUACCGAUUAACAGAACAUACUGGAUUUGGCCCUGGAUUGGUGUUUUAUGUAUCAGAGGGUUCUGAUUGACAAGGAAUUGGCCUAAAUCGUGCUUGGCCUUCACGUCUAAAUUCAGCCAUGGCCAUCACAUGGCAGUUUAUAAGGCCAAGAGUUUUCCACUUUACUUCCCAAAUGUGCCUCUAAAAGUUGGAGGGUUGUUAGGUAUACCGACGAAUCACUCACAUUUUGUAUAAUAUGUAAUUUAAAUUUCAAUUAAAAAAAAAGGUUGGAUGCUUUAUUCUGCACUUUUUGUCCGUUUCGUUAACUCCUCGUGGUGCUGUUAAGGGUUUGUUUAGCAGUCUGCUCAAGAGCUAUUUGGUUUGCAUAUAUUUAAAGCCUGUUGUUUAUAUGCAAUUUUGUUUUCUCAGAACGGAUAUCUCUAUACGUGUAAUUUAAAGAUGCACAGAGUACGGAUUGCAGCAUUAAAAAAAAAUAAUUUUCACCCAAUUAAUCCAAUCCGUCUACCCACUCCCCCUCCGUACAUUUUUCUGCAGCUUCAAACACUGAAUUAAUGGGGAAAAUAAAAUGACUUAUCCCAGCAGGGAAUGUGCCAUUUUCACGUGUAGAAGUGAUCUAAAUGCAGGAUUACGAGAGGCAGAUAGCUAAUAGUGACUGGCUCCCUAGUGAUUGCCUUAUUUCAGUUAGCAGUUUUUCUCAUGAAUAUGCAGCCAUUUUGUUUUCCUGUAAUAGAAUGGUUAUAAUAUCGCAUAACAGUAAAAUAUUAACUGUUUAUGAUUUCUCACAUAAUCACAUUUAUAUUGUCCCAGUAGUCUAAUUUCCUUUGUAUUUUGAACUGUGGAAGAAGUAGUACAUAUGUGCUAUUAGUCUGUGUGAGCAGAUCAUUACUGGAGUUUUACCUUUUAUUAGACAUUUUACCCCAUUAUGAUGUGGUUUAAACUAUAUGAUGCCUUCCAUAGUUUGAAUAACACUUAUAGGCCUCAUCCUGUGAUUACUAUUUGGACUUACUAAGGAGGCCACCUCAAUAUUAAAAGGACACUAUAGUCACCAGAAUACAGCUUAAAGCGACACUGUCACUGUCUAAGGACUUUGCAGAAUUAGCAAAGACUCCUGAAGGUGGCAUUGCUGCUGGUGGUCCAGUGGCAGGGGAAAACGGGUAAAGGUGAGAUUUACCUGAAUCUGUCCCUCGCAGACGCAGCCAUCUUGAUCCGGCAGUUCCACUUGAGGAGCCGACGCCUCUGCUGUACUCUUGCGCAUGUACGAGAGUACAGCAUUGAGGUCUAUGGAGGAUCCCACGAGACCGCAGGAUCCUCCGUAGACACAGCCAAUUUCCUACAGCCAUCACUGGUGGCAGAGCAAAGCGGGGCUGGCCGCAGCAAGACGUGCGCGGCCCUGGAAAAAAAGCAAGUAAAAUCACCUUUUUAAAGUAAAGAGAGAGGGGCCUGGGGCCAAAAUAGUAAUUUUACCACUACGUGUUUGUGUUCCUGACAAUACUGUGUUUCUCAUGGCAGGUUCACUUUAACCUGAGCCCCUUUAAGAUCUAAAUAUAUGAUUUGUCACGUGUAAAUUAUAAUAUCAAUGUACAGUUUAGAGAUUAUUAAACUACUUACCAGUGCCGCCAUGAUUGCCGCCAUUGGUCACUCCUUAGAUAUGUCAUUGCUGAGACUUUUCCAGGGAGGGAAGUUCUCUUGUAUGAAACCAACACGCAGGCUUCAUUGCCAGUGUGAUGACAUCAGAACAGUGUGACAUCAGUUACUACAAUCCUAUACUCAUCUAGUCAGCACUAAAUGCAAUGGCCAGAAAGUUACCAUACUGAGCACAGGGCGGGCGCAGCCACAGAGCAGCUAGACCCCCCUGUAAGAGGGUCCUCCUGCUCUUGAUGUCUGUCAGUUUUUUGUCAUAGAGAUCUAUCUAUGCCUUUUCUAUGCAGAAGAAUUGAUUGACAGGUGGGGAGGGACUUAUUUUUAAAUAUAAUUUCUUCCAAUCUUUACAUUUGCAUAGAUCGAAUUUAAUAUAGGUGGGCUUGCAAAGCAUCGUGGGGGGUUGUAGUUUUACAGCAGAUGAGGAUUUAACUUUUGGCCACCCUAACAUUAGGUCUUUAAUGGUAACCACAAGGAAUGUGUGCACCAGCACAGCACGUUGGAAGAGUUGAUGCUCUGCGUGUGCCCAAACCUCAGCAUUGCAGGCUUGGUUUCUUAUAGGAUUGAUUUAUAUGUGUAAUUGAGUUGGGUAAUAACAUUUAAACCCCAUGACCCUACUGAGAAAUCUAAAUGUGUCCUUCAUGGUACAAUAUGUUAUUGUUAUUCCUAUGCUUUGUCAUCUGUGUUCAACCAGAAUUUUCACUUGUUUACAUUCUAGAAAGGAAAGUGUCAAUGUGGUAGCUCACAUCAAGGUUAUCUAAGAAUGAAUCAGCUCCUGAUGGCAUCCCCUUUAGAACCAAGAGACAUGGGGGUUAUUCUCUACCAAUCAAAUUGAUUAUUGAAUACAGUGGAGUUCAGUUAUUUAGAUUUUCUCUCAAAGAUAGUAAUCUGUGUGCUGUUACCCUAAUACUUAAAGAGUUAUACGAAGUUGACACUUUUAAUUCACUUUGAAUGUUAGUGGUAAAGUGAGAAUCCAAAGUGAAUUAAAAGUGUCAGCUUUGUUCCAGUUCAAGUUCUUUGGUCUUAAAUUUGAAAUUCACUUCCGGACACUUUAAUUGUAUAAGAAUGCUCAUAAAAGUUAACUGGACUAUUGCAGAAUUAAGGCCAAAGUAGUUGAGAUGGAAAAAUAGCUGAGUGGGAGAAUUUUUCCAGUUUGACUAAUUUGGUCUGAAACUGUAUUGUGCUGUAAUGUGAUAUGGGUUUGUCAGUUUGAGCGUAAUCCUUUUGUGUCAAUGUGUGAGAUAACCAAUUGUGGCUUCUAACAUUAUUAAAUAGACACCCUUAUGGGGUCACGCAUUUAUUUAUUUAAGGUCCCUGGUCAAUGCAGACUGAUUGUAAAAGCAAUAUGUACAUAGAGACUGCCAAGUAAGAACAUGCUUAGAGUAGGUAAAAAAAAAAGCCACUUGACAAACAUUUGCCUCUCCAGAUAUUGUGGACUACAUUGGCCAUGAUGCUUUUGCAGCCAUAAUGUUGUCAAAGCGUCAGGAGACAUGUAGUCCACAACAUUUGGAGUGCUGAAGGUUGCCUACCACUCUUCUAUAUAGUUAAUUCACCCAAGCUGCCAAUCUCGUGACUACCCUAGUUCAUUCAUUAGUUGAACUUCUUUUGCAUGGACUGUAUAUCAGACAUGUGCUAAGCAUUGACCCCCAACCUUUCCACCAUUCUGUAAAUUAGAAGUACUUUUUAUGAUGCCUCUGGUGUUGUGAUCGAAUACUCAAAAAUAUCAUGGAGCUGGGACAUUCAUAUGGUUUAGUAGAAUGGUAGUAGAUGGGACUGCAGUGUAGAAAGAGCUUUUUUUUUUUUUUUUUGGACGAGUGUGCUGUGAUCCUAUUUAAUUAACAGUUUGUGUUGUAAGUGAUGAUCGAAAUAACCACCUGAAUACUUCUAUAUAAGAGGCAAUAUGCAUGGGAGUGUCGUGACUCGAGCAUGCCAUUGUAUGUGUACCUGGAAGUUUAUUACACAAACUGUGGUCUCAUCAAAUCUUCUACUGUAACAGAAGUCAAAUAUACUGUUACAGGUUGUUUACAAAGUAGCAGAUAAUCUCUGAGGGCUUUCGGAUUGGGGUGGAACUACUGUUACAUAAAACGUUAAUGUUUCAAAAAUGACUUGGAAAGUACGUCCAGCUUUAUGAGAGACCUCAAUCUGCCAACUGAAGGAUAAACAGGGUCCCUGCUUGUCUACAAUCAGAACUCAAUUAGACCACGGGUUGAUGUUGCUGGCAACCAGACUGAAGAUUUUUCAUCAUGUUGCAUAAAUAUUUGCCCUUUGGAUGCAAUUCUCCUCCUAUGUAUCUCCCAGUGGAACAAACUGGCACAGUAUAAAUCAGGGGCAGCAAACUUGAGGCUUCUCAUCUGUUGUAGGUCUGCCGUUCUCAUCAUGACCAGCCAGCCGCAGGUUGACCACCCCUGGUAUAAAUACGAUAAAGCACAGGAGGGAAUAGUUGCAAAAAUACACCUUGUUGGCCGGCUGUUUGGGCAUUCAUUUUGUGUGGUUUUCAUUAUAAAUAUUUGUCUGUGCUUCAACCAAUUUUUUUUUAAAUUUCAAGAUUGAUUUUUUUUGUUGGAACCCAGCAAAAUUAAUGCAUGCUUCUGGUAUUUAAUAUUAUUUGGAACACCAGAUGUUUGUGAAAAACCUUUCCCUUAGUGAUUUGUCAGCCGUUCCGCUGGUUUUCAAACAUCUGGGGCACUAAAGCUUGCCAUAAUAAGAACAGGCAAUUUCAGCUGGAAGUCUGGUCCAUGCAAACACUACUCUUUUUAGCAACAUAGUUAUUAAUUCACUACAAUUAUUCCUUCUAGUGAAUAGUCCUGUGGGUGGUCUGUUCUGUUUAUGACAGUGUUGACUUAAGCUAAUGUAUUGCUCAUUCUAUGCAGUAGAGAAAAAUGUCAGGAGUUAAGAUAUUUUGGUAGAUUCUAAAUUCCAAGGGUUCACAAUUAUUGAAUUUAAAAUAGAGAUUCGAUAUGAAUUACGUAUACCUAACAGAUGUCCCCUAAAUUAGCACCGGAGAUUUCCUCUAUUUUCAUUAUUUUUCUAUUAUGAUUAUCCACUAGACCAGGUAUUGGAAAGUGAUAAGCGAAUUUAAGACCAAAAUAAUCAAACUGUAGAACCAAUUAUCUUGAUUCAGCUACUUGUAUCUUAAAUAUGCAGUUACCAGAUUAAUAUUCCACAAUUUUAACAAAACAGGUUUAACAAAAAAAAAUCUCUGGCUUUUUUUUUUUUUUUAAAUGUGUCAUUUCUAUAAAUCAGUGUUAUGGUGAUGUUUUAAAACAGAUUUAGGUUGUUAAUAGUGCAUUGUGGCGAUUUGAAAAUUAAGCUAUAAACAGAUAAAAUUAUAAUUAGAGAAUUGAAAUCAUGGAACGUUUACAUCUCAGCUAAUUUGUGAGUGGGGUGUCAAUUCAUCGCUGUCUUUUACAAAUUUAAGCAAUACAAUAAUGUGUAAUGUGUCUGUUCACCCUAUAACAAGGCUUUUCUGUUACUUUGUCGCUCUUGACUGUAUCAACCAGCAUAAUAGGUGAAAACAUAGCGGUUUUCCAAUUUGACACAAUACUGCACUGUGAUAUCAUUCAGAUGCAGUGAGAUCUUUGAAAUAAAUGGUUAUUUAUAGUGGAUAGAAAGGCAGAUUUAUUUUACAAGUCCUCUCUAUAUAUUGCUCUCAGAACUCCAAAGAGGCAGCUGUCCUAAUAAUUCAAAGAUUAUUUGAAUGAUAAUCCUUUGUGGGUAGUUUGGACAAAAUCUGGUGAGAUAGUUCAGUGGUUAGUGUUCCAACAUCAUAACCUCUAGCAUUUCUUAAAGCUAUAGAUUCAGUUACUGCAGAAUAAAUUCAUACUGUCUUGCUUCAAAAGGCAAUCAAAUGAGCCCCAUUCAUUUGUGUAAAGGUAACAAGACCUAAUGAAGUCUCAAAAACUCCCUGGUUAAGUCAUUUAUUAUUAUUGUUCUUAUCAUAUUACCGGGGCUCAAAAGCACAGAGAAGGGGAGAUACAGGGCUGUCCACUAACAUGUGAAUAUUUGGUAAUUUAUGAUGAAUUCAAAGAGUAGUUUAAAUUUUGACAAAAUAGCUGUUGGCAUGGAGAGUUUUUAUAUAUUUACCUAAAAUGGGAAAUUUACUUUGAAUUACCAAAACGUCACAUUUUAGCAAAUAAUCCUGAAUGUAAAAUGAAAUCAAUUUAAAACUCCCCUGAAUUUACUUGUAAUUUCCUGCAGGUCACACUUUAAAGGUAAACAAGAGGGUGGCCCGUAAGUCUGUACCCAUACAGCACACAGAUACACUGGAUUCAUAAGAUGUAUGAAUGGGAACGGUCUUAUGGGCCAGGAAAACAAACUAGUUUUCUUGGCACUAUAGCUUCCUCCUUUGUCAAGGCCCCCUUCCGUGGCACUGAAGGGGUUAUUAACUGAGCUCCCCCUACGCUCCUUGUGUGCCGGCAAGGGAGACUUAAUGCCUAUGCGUGGCAAUGGCUGUGCUCGCAUUAGGAUCUCCCCUUAGGAAAGCAUUAUUCAAUGCUUUCCGAUGUGGUUAUGGGUGAUGCUGGAGGUCCUCGUUUAGAUGACCAAAAAUCAUCUAAGAAGCCAAAGUCCCUCUGUCAGGUAAUUACCUAUCAGGUAAUUAUUGCAGUUUAUAAAAACUUCAAUAAUUACCACUCUAGGGUUAAGGGUGAAGGGAGUUGUCAACUAGACCACUUCAAUGAGCUGAAGUGGUCUGGGUGCCUAUAGUGUCCCUUUAAGAGUUACUACAACCUCCAGGUCUAAUCCUGGUUUUAGAAGCAGUCAUGGUGGUACUGUAAUAAUUGGCUGUGCAGAGAAAUAUGCACUUUGUGCCAGGGGCUAGUUACACCCCCGACACACGUGACUUAUGUGCAGAGAAAUAUGCACUUUGUGCCAGGGGCUAGUUACACUCCCAACACAUGACGUAUGUUGUCAAUUAUGUGCAAAAAUUAACUAUGUUGUGUUGAAUAAUACCUGCAGAGUUGUCCAAAAUAAGCAAGACGCAUAUUUGAGAUUGUGAGGUUAUAUUUUUCUCCCAUGUAUUAUAUAAAUGCGUUACGCAUGCAGUAUUUUUAAUAUAAUGUAAAUUAAAUGCCACAAGCAUGGGUUCUGAUCUUCAUUGUUUUAUUAAUGGAAUGCAAAGUAAUAAAUUGGCUUCUUGCAACAGUCGAACUGCCAACCAGUAUAUCUGCCCAAAACAAAUGGAGUAAUCUCCCCUGAAAAACAGCAACUGUGGGAAUUCAUUUACUUAUAUCUCCUUCUGCUCAUUCACUGAGUAUGGCUUUAUUAAUCAACCUCUUAUUACCUUUAAUCCAAACAUUUCUAUAUCAUAGAGUGAAGGAGAUACUGCUGCUAAUUAAAGAGACCCCACCCAAGCCUUCACUUUCCAGGUGUUAGUAGCUGAUAAAAACACAAAUACCUUAUACAUGCCUGCUGAUAAACUAUGUUAAAGGAGUAAAUUACACAAUGCAAAGCCAUUUCAAUCUAUUCCUGAGAUUUCACAUGGAGAUCAGCAGAGUUAGUCUUUAAGUUCAAACAAGGUUAUUAACGAAAGUGGGACGUUUUGGGAAUUCAAAGUGAUUUAAACAAUUUUAGGCUAAUACAGAACACAUUGCUGACUUACUCCUUUUAGGUAUUAACAUUUUAAAUGGAAAGCUUGGUGACCGUCAUAUUUUCAGUGUAUCAAAUAUAAACAGCCUGAGGGUUAUUCACUGAAUUGAGAACUGUCGAGAAUGCAAAGUCAAUUAUGUAAAUGUCUCAUUUAAGAACAAAGUAUUCGAACUGGAAAAAUUCUCCAACUCAUCUAUGCUUCUGGUUUGGUUACUUUGGCCUUAAAUUUGGAAUUCACUUUCAUGCAACACCUUUGUAUGAGAUUUGUACUGCAACAACAGUACAAGAAAAUCAGAUAGCACAGCUAUACUGAAUUAGUUUGAGGCCUUUUCAUACUGGCCACUUACGCCUUCUAUACAGACUUACUAACCAUUAUUUUCAUGCUAUAUCAUGCUUUUUCUAUUUUUGCCUUUUUUUUUUUUUUUAUUGCUCCAAUAUUGUCUAUCCAUUUUCUUAUGACACAGUUACUAUGUAUCCCUAGUACCCCUGCUUCUAUAGCUGCUCCUUAUGAUUUAUCAGUGUCAUAGCUUACUUAGAUAUGAAUGUGCCUUAUCUUUACAGAUCGAUUCAGUAUUACAAUACACUGCAAUAGUUUUUUAAUCAAAGCGACAGUACUGUUAUUUGUGAGAAUUUUACACGUCAGUAGUAAUGGAUCCAGUGGAACAGUCCUGAUUUUAUUUUCUGUUGUCACUUUUCUGAUCUCUGGUUGUGCGUGCUGGUCUAAUCCAUAACCUGCCGUCUCAGCCAAUCACGGCUGCCUUGGUCGGACAAAACUGACUUAAAUCCACGUUAUAGUGUGACAGAGGAGUAGGCGGUCUCUGGGUCUCUGGGUCGGUGUUGAGCGCUGGCGUAAACUUGGAAAUUGUGCUGGAACACUCUACACCAGGCUUCCCCAAGCUCUGGCCCUCCAGAUGUUGCUGAACUACAACUCCCAUGAUUCUCAGCCUACCUAUUUCAUUCAUAGAAUCAUGGGAAUCAUACGCCAUAACCACUUCAGCAAGCUGAUUUGAGUGCUAAUUUAACACCACUUACUCGGAGGGAAGAAGGAAUGAUGUAAAGUGACACACUCAAAUACGUUAAUAGAUUAAAUGGGACACUCCAAACUGGAAGUGACUCACUAGUAUUAUUUUUUGUAUAGUAGAUUCUCCUCUUAUGAGCAGUAAAUUGCAGAGACAGAGGAUGCUUAUACACGAGAAGUGGUGGUUGUAUUAGUGCUUAUGUUGUCCCUUUAACAAAAGCUGAAGAAGGUUGCUUUGGCUUCAGAACAAGAAGGAAUGCUUUGAAGUUAUAAGGCUAAAUCAUUGUUUAAUCUCUUCAUAAUUCACAGAACAACAAGGCAUCAUUUUAAGAUUAGUGAUGGAAGGCCAAGGGGACUGUGUAAACAUACCCUUUACAGAAAGGGUAGUUAUUGCCUGGAACUACCUUCCAGUGAAACUGGUAAAGACUAACCUGGUAUAGGAAUGUGGGAAUCUCUGGAAUGUGCCCAACGGCUAUUUGAAAGAACAAAUUAACAUGAUAAGCAUUCAAAAAUCAUUAAGUGGAUCAAUUGACCUUUAUCUGGAACCACAUCGCAUGUGGACUUUAAAGAAGACGUGUAAUUAAACAAAUAAAGCAAGAGACACCAAAGCAUAGAGUAUCCAUAAAGAUCUUACUACAAAUUUACCAAAUUUACAAUUGAUCUGAAAACGGAUACAUACAUGGUACUGGGCACCAACAAGACUAGCCCAUUUAUCUAAAUGGGCUGCUGAUAAAUGUUGAGAUGCUUGAAAUAAUCUGGUUCUAUAAUUUACACAUGGCAGAACUGUUGUCACACGUCACUGACAGCUUUUAUUGAGUAACAUUGGGUGCCAAUUUCUAUUUUUUAUGCUUCCAAAUGGACUCCCGGAUCUUAGUUGAUACUCAUUUUCCAUUUCCUAAUUGCAGCUAAUGCCUUAGUGGACCAUAACUUGCUGUCCAUGAUUGGACAAUCCAGCAACUCUUAUGAUAAAAUGGUGCCCAUCCAAUUCAUAGACAGCAUGGCCUCUUGGUGGGUCCAAAACAUGUCUGGCUUCCUUUGAUGGAAGCAAGCCAUCACACGGGUUAUGCAGUCAUAUUAUAGCUCAGGGGUAGGCAACCUUUGGCACUCCGGAUGAUGUGGACUACAUAUCCCACAAUGCUGGCAAAGCAUCAUCUGCAGUGCCGAAGGUUGCCUAUCCCUGUUAUAGCUCAUGCGAUGAUGAACCUGAAAUUAAAAUAAGCCACUUUCCUCUUAUAUUUAAUAUUUAUAUUUAUUUCCUCAAUAUUUGUAUGUUGUGCAAAGUGUUCAAAAAAUAAUUAAAUUAAAAAAAAUAAGGGGACACCCCAAACACCUAAAGCACUUUUGUUUGCUGAAGGUGUAUUUUAGAAAUAAUGCAGAUCUUAAUUGAAAUUGACAUUUUUAUAAAUGGACCUUGUUACAUCACGAUGGCUGUCAAUCAGACUGCCAGUUCUGUUACUUUCGGAUUAUUUAGUUCAGUGAAGCUAAACUCAAGAGGCAGCAAUUGCCCAGAGCAAUUGCUGCCUCUAAAGACUUCUCGUCGAGCUGCAUUGGGAAGUCUGUGAUUGGACAGCCACAGAAAGUCUGGGCGGGGUAAGAAGGGGAGGGCUUGCAAAGGCAGCAGACGCAAUCUGCAGGUUAUGCAAGCUGUUUUUUUAGAUAUACUCCCAGUGAGGAAAUGCAUAAUUAAAUGUAAACAUGUUUUCAUUGGCGGUAAAUCUACUAAAUAGUGUUUUUUAUUUGAAAUGUCACUUUGAGAGGGCAUUUUUAGAUAAUCCUUCAAAGUCUAUUUACAACUCUAGGAACUCUGAUCAAUUGAAAACUGAGCUCCAGAAUUAAUGCUAAAAUAGAUAUAUGUGUAUCUAUUAGAAAUUUGUAUUGCAAAUUGUAGAGAUUUUUUUUUUCUCUCCGGAAUGUCGACAUUUAAUCUUAGAAGCAUUCAUUCCAUUUUAUUCAUUUUGCAUAACUAUAAGGCAGGAGUUUAUGAAUUGGCAACAGGCAAAUGCUUCCAGGAAUCUUGCACAUUCGUGAGAUUUGAACGCAGAGCUGUGCGCUGGAUCAUGUCUGCCUUCCUUUGUGCUUGUACGUGGGAGAGACAGCAUUCUGUUUAAAUGUACUUUCAAUAUUUAUUUUAUUUAUUCCACAUUUUGUAUAUUCAAAUAUUCCAAAUGUUUCCAUAUCGUACCAUGUUGCGUUUUUCUGAAGCAUAACGUUAGCCAUUUUUCUUACAAGCGUUUUCCUUCAUACUGUUGAACAAGUUGAAGAAGUACGCAAAAGCAAACUAUAUAUAGAUAAAUAUAUAAAUAUAUUUAAUUGGAUAUAUAUAUAUAAUUCGAUAUGCUUUUUAAUGUGUUUGGAAUACUGACCCCACCCCCAUUUCUAAAUAAAAAAAGUACAGAAAAAUCCAAACUUACCUUUAUUCCAUCUCUGGGAGAGUCUCCCUGCUGCAGCUCCGUUCUGCCUUUUGUGCAGUCGUCAAUACUGAUAGCAUGGAUCCACGCAGACGCUUCUCAUAUUAGCAUGCGCAACUACUGAAUUUGAUGCUUCUCUGUGAGAAGCAAUUACUAUCUCUUUAAACUGCAGUUCAAAGUAAAUGAGUCUGAAUCCCUUACAGCUGUCUGCAUGACAGCUGAGUGGAGCUCCUGAAGAUAUUUAUAACAAUGUCGUGAGAAAUCAUCACUUUUAUAAUAAUAUUAGCCUGCAGGACUUGCAGUUAGCGCAGACAAAGAGAGUCGACAGCUGAAAUGCAAAAUACAGGCCAAACUAAUUGAGAUGGAAUUCUAUUUGUCAGAUAUUUUAGAUUAAAUCUUGCAAGUCAGCUCUUUAUAUUUCACUGUGUGUUGAACAAAGUAACAUUUUUGUGUCUCCAAUUCCCCCAAAGAAGGGGUUGACGCUGACCUGGGCGAUGUAUAGCUCUGCAGAACACGCAUAAAUGGUGUCAUUCAUACUAUGGUAUGUGAAUAUUUUCAGGAUCUGCUCAUGGAGAUGGAGAGUAUGUGUAACUAGUAGAGCGCACUCUUCAUUUAUCGCAGUUAAGCGUUUACGCUGGAUCUAUGGAAUCUUCCAUUCCUCGUGUGAUAUUCUUGGCAUUAAACCAUGUUUAGUGUGUAUUUUAUGGGUUAGUCAGUGAGGGAAAUAUUCCAAGCCUGCUUUUAAAGCAGAGCUCUCUCCAAGUAUGUUUUAUCCAAACAUAUGAAAUGAAUGUACUUACUUUCUUUCUUCCCUCUUUUGCCCUAUUACAUUUACGUCUUCAAAACAUUAACAAGGUUAUUUACCAAAGUGAGAAUUGAAUGUGAAUUUCAUAUAUAAGUCUAUAGUGUCUGAACUGAAAGCAUAUGUGGCUUAGAGAAUUUUUUUUGACCUUCAACUUGAAAUUCUCCCUUUUGGUUAAUAACCCUGUUGGAGGCACAUUUGCUUAACAGUGAAUUGGGAUUAUUUGACAAUACUGGGGUGUACCCGCCAAUUAGCAGGUUGAGAAUUGACCAAUAUACCAGAGAAUAAAUUCUCUAAUCAUGCUGCAUUAGCAUUUUUUAAGCCUGCAUUUUGCAAGUCGUUUCUCAACUCACCACAACACUUGUUUAGAGAAUUGAUCCCAUUAUUGCAAAAUGUAAGCCAAAAUAGCCACGCUUAACAAAUAGCUGAACUGAAGAUUUUUUUUGUUUUAGCUUUGUCCAGAGCGGACAGAGCUAAAAUAAAAAUCUUUAACUCAGGUAUUCGGCCACCCAUCUGUCCGAGAUACAGCCAAAGAGUCCUGAUUUUUUUUUUCCAUGUUGUCCUACUUCGGGGGAGAAGUCCUCAAAUGGUAACCAACAAAGCAAGUGUAGGGCAUUUUGUAGUGCUGUACACAAGAAAAGUUCUGGCAGGUUGGCAUACUGACUGGGUACCGACGCCCCCCUUACCCCUGCACAUUCUCAUCACAAUUUUGUACCUGCUGGUAUAUGCUAUUUUUUUAAAGGGACACUAAAGUCACCUGAACAACAACAUCUUAAUGUAUUUGUUCUGGUGAGUAUAUUCAUUCCCUGCAGGCAUUUUCAUGUAUUAUUAUUAUUAUUUUAUUAUUUAUAUAGCGCCAUCAAAUUCCAUAGCACUAUACAAUGAGUGGACUAACAGACACGUAAUUGUAACCAGACAAAUGGACGCACAGGAACAGAGAGGUUUAGGGCCCUGCUCUUACAUGCUAGAGGGAGUGGGAUAUAGUGGCACAACGGGUAUAAAUAGGGGUAAUGAAGGAAAAGGCAGUGUUUAAAAUCAGGCAAGUUUAUUACCUGUUAAGAGGGUUAAGGGGGGGUGGGGGGGGGAAGCCACCUAAAUGGUGGUUUUAACACUACAGGAUCAGGAACAAUGAAUAAUGAAGAUUCUUAAUUGUAGUAAAGGUAACGAAAACUUUGCCAAUACCCCUGACAAUAAAAUCCUCGCUGAGGGCCAGGUGGCUAUGGGAGAGCAGGGGAAGGUAGGGUUUACUUACCUGAACCUGUUUAGUGUGAGCACUACCAUGACCUUCCAUCCCUCCGUUUCAGCUGCCAGGAACAGUUGUCCGCGUUGUACCCUUGCGCAUUUGAGAUCUAUGGAGGUCCAUGGGGUCCUCUGUAGAACCCAACCUCCCUUUGUCAAGCUGGCCAAUCGUAGGAAAAAUACUCCAACACAGUCAAAAUAUAUACUGAGACAAAGUAGGGACUACUUCUGCUAUCUAGGGGUUAAUUUUUCUCCGUAUAUCUUUUGAUUGCGUUGGAAUUUCAAUAAAAUUCCUGCAGAGUCAAUGUGAGUAUUUCUUAAAAGAUUUAAUCUUCGUGAAAUACUCAUUUUCUAUAUAAGGGUUAAUGAGCCGCUUUAAGAUUCUGUUGUUGUGAGAUGUAUAUAUUUUAAAAUUGUGUUACACUUGUUGAAAGUUUGGGUAAUAUCAUGUGUGUGUGGUCCACACAGCUUCUGCCAGUUUUAGUAUUUACAAAAUGGUUUGAGUUAUUUUUUUAGUUAUUAAGUGUCCCACCGCAAUUGCCCAGCAAUUUUUAUAAAUAUUGAUUAACCAGAAGCAGGCAUUUAUUCAGAGAGUCUGAGGAACACACUGUAUUUUUUGGAAUUCGACACACCUGACAUUCCAUUCUUUCGAAAAGCCAAAAUUUUAGGAGAAAAAAAAAACAGGUAUUUGAGGUUAUUCAAAAUAUCAGAAAGGGAGUUUGUUAGUUCGCACAGACCUGGCUACUUUAAAUUACGCUGUAUUUUUUAAAUGCUCUUUCAGCACUAAUUAUUGAGUUAAAGGGACACUAUAGUCACCAAAACAACUCUAGCUUAAUGAAGCAGUUUUUGCUUCAAUUUUCUGCCAUUCACAUUUGUUUCUGUCUAUGUAGCCAUAGCCAUACCUCCCUGGCCUGUGACUGACCCUUCCUGCAUAAAACAAAUGGUUUCAUUUCAAUCAGAUGUUAACUUACUUUAGAACUUCUUAUCUCCUGCUCUUUAAACUAAACUUUAAUAAUGCACAUAAGGCUCCUGCAGGGUCUAGCAAGCUAUUAAUAGAGCAGGAGAUACAAAAUUCUAAAUUAAAAGCCGAAAGAACCAGGGGAUCAAAUUACAGCUUUGAUCCUCGCACCAGUCAAUAACCUUAAAACGAUGCGGGUAGUAUUCUCAAACUGAUGAGAUAUAGUAGACCUGCGUGUCCCAAGAUGCAAUUCUUCUUAACGUAUGUAUCGACUGUCUGAACAACUUUUGGAUAAAAACAGAUUUACAAAAAAUAAAAUUCUAAAUUAAACAGAAUGUGCAAUAAAGGAGGAUUAAGCAUUAGAUCUCUCUUUACAGGAAGUGUUUAGGCAGGCUGUGCAAGCCACAUGCAGGGAGGCGUGACUAGGGCUGCAUAAACAAAGUGAUUUAACUCCUAAAUGGCAGAGAAUUGAGCAGGGAGACUGCAGGGACAUAAUCUAUAGACCAAAACUGCUUUAAUAAGCUACAGUUGUUUUGGUGACUAUAGUGUCCCUUUAAGCUUCCAGGAUAGUUUCUGAUAUAGAAAAAAAGUGACCAACAACUUAAGCUGUAAGCAACCAAUCAGAACCUGAGAUAUAUGAAGUUACGCCAAUAUAUCUUCUUCCCUUCUGUUGAAAACUGAAAAGGAAAUGCAUUGUAGUGUUGAUGAUGCAGUACACACAUUGUGUCCAGAAAAUGUCCAGAAAUCCAAUUUAGUUAGAAUUCCAAGGGUUGUGAUUGAGGUUGAGAAAUUUGAGGGGACUUACUAAUAAAAAUUAUAACAAGUGCAAUGGAUCUUUUUUACACAGACUGAAUUCUAAACUUAUUUAUUGUAGUUUAACUAUAUAUUACGGCGAAUAUGAGUGAUUUGGAGCUCUGGACAUUAAAACAGAAAAGAGGGCAGACAGAUUUUGUCCCAAAUAGGGAUUGUCCCUCCUUAAUAUGGAAAGCAGGGAGUUAAUUAAUAAGCAUGCAGAAUACCAAAUGUCUAGGAAGAAAUUGACUUAUUCUGACAGUAAGACCAUACAAAUUGUUUAAAAGUCUCAUAUUUAAACAUUGAACUGGUAACACAUGUUUUGCCUGAGUGCUUAAUCGCUGGAGUAAAUAGAAUUAAUUUCAUCAGAAAAACCAUGCACAUCCCUAAUUUGGUGAAAUGGUGUCAAAGAGACUGGUGAUAUUGGAAGAUAUAAAAUCUGGACUAAAAGGGCUGGGCACGACUGAGGGGUAUGCCACGGGCUGCAUCCCUGAUCACGGCUGCUUUGAAUGUGGUGCCAUCCAGGAGGAGGAGGUUGGGGUUGACAUUUGACAGGUUAUCCAAGGUGGCCAGCAAACCAAUGUGAACAGAAUAUCAAAGUACGUAUGCAUGUACUGUGUGUUUAAAGAGUUAAUCCAAGCUCACAGCGGACUUGAUAGAUUUGAAAUGGUCAUGGUGUCUGGAGUCUGUAUGUUUACCGUUUAACUGCUUUCAGAGCUGUAACUCCACAUCCGAAUUAGAGUUCCGGCUGCUGUCAAUACUGUGUAUCUUUCAUUGCACAGAAUGAUAGUAAUUGGCUGGAAGCAGUCAGCUGAUGCUCUCAGCCAAUGAAAGUCGACCACCUCCACGGCUUCUGCAGCUCUGCAGAACCCGGUGGUGCAUCACUGGACCACCAGGGAGACUCAGAGCCUGCCAAAGACCCAGGUAGGGGGGCAAACUUUUUCUAAACAUUUUGCCCUAUCACUAGGGAACUGCGCCAGGGUAGGUCUGGCAUCUUAACCACUACAGCGAGCGGUAAUGGUUAUAAUACUUGAAGUAACCCUUUAAUGAUACUUUCAUACUGAACCUUUUGGGGUCAUUCUCUCUGUAUCCUAAACAGGCACUGGCCAACCAAUCUGGGACAGUUAUUUUGGUACAGUUUAUUUUUGUUUUUAAGGGUCAGUAAAAUAAGUAAUGAUUUGCUUGACUGGUUGCACUGUAACCUCUGACAUCAUGGCCUUAGUGAUUAGAGCUCUGGACAGAGGAAAAUGUCCAGCACCCAUACCUUUAUUUUACUUACUGUGAUUACGAAGGAACUCCCAAUUUACAUCUGUGCGUGUUCCUUCAGAAUUGAAGCUCGUCAACUAACUUGGGUGCUGCGUCGUAAAAAAAAUUGCUUUCUUCCUUUGUAACAGAGCAUUUCUAGAAACACCAUAUAGGACCAUAUAAGAAAAAAAAUAUCCAAAACUGAUUAUUAAAGCUAAGGAAAAAGAUAGAUUUUAGAUCAUUUAAAACUAUUAGCAAAAUGAAAAUCAAGUGAUGGCUGUAUAUUUGCAUCAUUGAUUCUAAAUGCCAAAUAAUUGAAUAUUUGAGUUUCAGUAACAUGUUAUUGUUUUAUCGCUUUUGGGAAGGGAGACAUAAUUUUUCUACUGAUGAACCGAAAUAAAUUAGGCUGAAGAGUGGGAUCCUUCGUUCAGUGACCAGGUGAGGAGCAGGUCCCUAAGGAAGGAGACUUUUCUCUAUGUUUUCUUUUUUAUUUGCUAGUUAAAACGCCCCAUUCCCAGAAAAUGGUUAACAAGAAUGUUUGCCUUUAGAUCGCUACGUAGUUACUCAUUCUUUUCUUAGAGACGAUUUUGCUUUAAAGUCGACAAGCACGAAAAAUUGAUCCAUUUUCCCCGUGAGAUCUUAAAUGCAAAUACAAUAAUCACUAAACACCCAGCACACUUGUGAUACGAAUUGCGGCUAAUUCACUAUUCGCUGGUGCAGUCAGUUGCAAAUAUUCCCACUGAAACCCACUGCUCUGUAACAUAUUGCUUUAACUCCCCCCCCCCAUCACCUUGCAGAUAAAAUAUUUACACGUACAGCUGUCUCUUUAGAACACGUGGCUGCAUGCUCAUGAAUACUGCAUAAUGCUUAUAUAAAAUGUUUGAUGAUGCCAAUGACUGAUUGUAAACUUUCAAGCUUGAAAAUCAAAGGGAAAGUGUCGCCAAUAAAUUGUUUAAUGUAGACCAUUAAAAAUAAAAAAAAACAUUGAUUCACUAAUCAUUAAACACUACCUACAUAUAGUAUCCUCUUAAAGUGCACCUGUCACCUUAAAUUUGAAACAGUGUCAUAUUGUAUUGCUCAUUAUUAUUUUUUACAUAAUGGGCUAAUCACAUUGAUAGCUAAUAGCUAUCAUUAAACAUUAACAUUAAAAAUUAAUGAAAGUCUUGAUGUAUUCAGCAAUCCAGUCAGUAAGUAGAUACAGGAUCUACCUUCAGUGAGUGUAAUAUUUAAUCUGUAUUUGAAAUGACAUAUAAUUAUUUAAAGAGGCAGGAUACUCAAAGUAACAUAAUAACGACAGGCUGCCUUAAGACCCACCAUUUGAACUAUUUCAGAAUGACUUGACAUAAACCAGGGGGAGUAAAAAGGCAAGUUGGAUGGACACAGGAGGUCCGAGAUUGACUAAGAAAUCCUAGCCAUUUCUCAUGUCCUUCUCAUGCCCUGCAAAUUACUUGGUAACCUGUCAAGCCAUUUAUGAACUGUUUAAUACUUUCCUGUCUCUGUCGGGUACCCAUGUCUCUUCCAGUCUGAAGUGACAAAGCAAGAUUCAUACUAAGACAUUGAAUACUCCCAGCUACCGCCAUACACUUGAUAUGAACCUCUUCAAAUGUAAAGAAGGACCACGGGUACCUGACAGUGCAAGGCAAACCUUUCAUAAACAUUUUGAUGGCUCAUUGUGGGAUGGCGCCAUUGGGCACCAUGCAUCAUGACUACCACAGGGUGCUGUAGCAGUGAUGGUGUUUAGAGUUCCCUCUAAUAUAAAAAAGAAGAUCCCUACAAACUAGUCUCCCUCUUUAGUUAAGAGAAAAUAAUAUUUUCCCUUCUAGGAAAAGUCUAAAAUCUGCCAAUUUUUAUAGAUUCCGCAACAUUCUGCAUAGUGUGCAUUUUUUGCAUUCUUGAAGCAGAGAACGAAAUGAAGAAACUUAGUAGCGUUUUUCUAAGAAUCACAGUGGUUCUUCAGUGGGAGAAAAAGACACUGUAAGCUCCCAGGUGCCUAAAUCUAAAUAUAUCUAAUUAAUUAUAUGUUGUCUGGUAUUGCGCUGUCAUGAUAUAGUAAAAUAUUUCAAGUUAAAUGGCUCGAGGUAGAUCUAAGCUUCACUGCUCACAUUAAAAAAAGAAAGGAUAGCUUGAACAGUUACAUAGGAGUUAGGGGAAUGUCAAUCACCUAAUGCGUUUUACUCAAGGGCACUUUAUCAAUGAUGUCACUGCCAAGAUUUAACACCAGGUUAUGUUCACACAGUGAUAUCAAGGAAAACUCCAGUUGAUGUUGUGUAUUCAUUAUGAAAGCUUACAAAUUGUUACUGACUGUAAUGAGGCCUCAUUGACGGCAAAUGUAUAUAUUUUCUAGUCUUAGAACACUAUCGAUAUCUGGCUUGGGGGACUAUAGUUUCAAGCAGAGAUCCUGUUUCUGCAAAUAUUUGUUGUCUUCGUCAAGUAAAAAACCCACUUCAGUUGUUAUUCAUCAACAGCAAAGGUAUAAAAUAUGAGCAUUUACUAUAGAAAUUAAUUAAUUGGUCCUGCUCAUUGCCCCAAAUAACAGCCUUGGAUGAGAUUUAUUUAAGGCAAAACCAGAUACUAUUGUAGGACAAAGCUCUAAAUAAGGACAUGUCACCAUGGAAACCAGUAGUAGCUGAUGUGAUAAUUAGUUAUGUUUAGUGUUUGUUUUUUAAGUGAUAUUUUGUAUUGUGCACAUACACAUUAAAUGCCGAGUUUUGGCUUAGGAUUUAAAAAUGGACUAAUAAUAAUUAAAUUAUAUUUACCCUUGAAACUAGUUAUUUGCAGCUUCUCGGGGAUCAAUGUCUAACUACGAAACAUCCUAGCCAUUAUUUUUGCUCCUAAAGCUUACUAAAAGUAUUACUUAUGCCAUAAAACAUUUACAGUUUAUCUGCCAGCUUUAUCCUCACAUCUGAACAACCCAUGGCAGUCAUGGAAGCAGUUAGCUUCAUUCAUGAAAACCAUGAAUGAAGCUACUUCAGAGAUGCAUUAGAAUAAUUGCAACCUGCAAAGAAUAUAAGUGUUCUACUUUAAGAAACAUUUGCCAUUACUCAAAUCUAUUAGUCACGUGGCUUUAGACUAUUGUUAGAAUGACCCAACACAAAUAUAAAUAGGGGAAACAUUGAGUUUAGUUAAAGCUUUUUUUUCUUCAGAUUAGUGUGUUGAAGGGCAUCCAUUUAAUUAUAUUUAUAGCUCAGCUUUAAUUUAGCUCAUUCCACAUUGUUGGCAAUGGAUAGCUAGAAUUCGUCUCUUAAUACCCAGGGAAUGUAGGAUGCAUACCCUACAGGGUCACGUUAAUUUCUGGAAUUGGAUCGACACAUUCUACCCAGCCUACCUAUAUCUCCAAGACCGAUUCAUAAAACCCUAUCUGUCCCCUAGCCUCCAAAAACUAUUUUCUGAAUCUGUAAUCUACCUAUUGUUUAAAAAAAUGUUUAAUGUUUUACAGCUGUUUAAAUGUAUGUGUGAAAGGCCAGAGCAAAGGCUUUAAAGCUUUCUCAGAGAACGUUCUGUACAUACACUACACGCGGCUAGAUUCUAGGAAAGAAUGCAUUUGUAAUUCCAGUACUUUUUUUGCUCAGGGCAGUCAUAAAUAGCUCUAUCUAGGUAAUGUCAGCAUACCUUUCACAUGGCCUUGAUACCUGUAGUGACACGUGCAGCUAUUUUGUUUUAACUCUUUAACUUUGUGACUUUUUUUUUUUAAUCAACUUUUUUUUUUACACUGACUAUACGCCUAUGUGGUCUAUUAGAAAAACAAAUGUCUGGUAUCGAUAAAGUGUUAAUUAAAGAGACACUCCAUGCUUUACAUACAUACUGCAGAACUGAUAUUUAUUACGCAUUAAUUAUGUAGAUUUCAGAUGAUCAAUGUGCUUUUGUCAAUUAAAUUCCUAAAUGUUUGACAAACAAGGGAAACUGCACUCAGAAACUCUUGGUAACAUAAUUGUGCAACUGAGCUGCAGUGGUUAUGUUGCUUAACAGUAUAUAUCUGUAAGAAAUGCUGAGUGCUAAUUGAUUAUCACGGUUAUUCUCAGAACUCCGAAUGUUAGAUCCGAAUGUUAAAACUGAGGUUAAAAUGGCUGAAUUGGGAACAUUUUCCAUCUCAGCCGCCUGGAGUUCUGGAGUUUAGUGAAUAACCCUUGUAUAUGGUAAAUUGACAUGGUCUCGUUCAGGCAAACAGAACCUGUAUUUGUAGAGAGUGAGAUAUACUAAUAUAGUUUCAAAGCAUACUCUGCAAAAACAUCAGAAUGAAACCAUAAAAAAGGAUAAAUGUAAAGCAAAAUUUAACAGGUUAUAUGUAAAAAUGCACACAUGAAGCAUAAAGUCACGCUAAAGCUAACCAGGCUAUUUCAUCUCAAUGAAGUGGUCUGGGUGCAGUGGUCCUGUCCUUUUAAGUCUGUUAUGUAAACCAUUGCUGUUUUGAAGAAACUGCAAUGUUUACUUGGCAGGGUUAAGUCCACCUCUUUUGACUGUCUUUCUCUCAGCCACUAGAGGUGAAUCCGUAGCUCUGACUGAGUACAACUCCGUCACGUAAUGUGAAACCCUGAAUAGGAAAGCAACUGCCACACAUGCGCAUCAGGACUCAAACUCUCCUCUACGAGUAGAAUUGGCUCAGACCAUAAAUUGGAGGAGGUCUGAGAGAGGUAACCAGUGUCACGGGUAUGUAUUCCUAAUGCUUUAGCAUUCCUUUAAAAAUCUAACUUUUGGUACAAUGCAAAGUAUUAUCUGAAAAGUUACACCACGCUAUUUUUGCCUGACAGGUUCACUUUUAAUCUGCUGAGUUCAUUGUCAAUUCUGGAGAGUUCCUGGGUUCAACGCUGUGUCUAUGAAAAGCUGUGGGGCGUAGCGUUUGUUCAGUAUGAAGGGAGAUGCAUGGUUUAGUGUUGAGACUUUUGAGAACUCCGCAAUUUAUUUUGACAUCUGUGGAGAGCAGCAGAGUUAAUUAUUAUGAAUUUGUAGAACUGCCGGGUUCAAUUCUUUGUUUAGGAAGAGUCACAAGAUUUAGUGCCAUAUCUAUGAAGAGAUUUUGCAAAGUCUGGGGGGGCUGUGGGAUUCAGUGUUGGAUAACUGCUGCUUAUUAUUGUAUUGCUAUUUUUAUAUAUAUAUAUAUAUAUAUUUUUUUUUUUUUAUGUUUGAUUACUGUUUAUGAAUUCUUUGUGUAUUUCUGGAGAGAAAUGGGUUACAUUUGUAGCUUAAACCAGGGCUGCAUUUAAUUACAAUUCUUUAAGGUGGCACCAAUGAUAAUACAUUGAAAUGAGUAGUCAUAGCCGGGGCUGGUGUACCAUUCUAAAAUCCCUUUAAUAUUAUCUGGGCCUAAAUAGACCCUAACACUAACUCUGUAACUUUUAACUUGCUAAAUAUUCUCCCUGCACUCUGAAACUUCACGUGUUGUGUCAACCAUGUGGAUUAAAGAACUUGAUACUAUUCCACAGUUUUACAGUGUCUUACUAUACCAAAAAAUAGAAUGGAGAAGGAAGCCUGUAUGGGAACCGCUAAGAGGUGGGAAAAAACUAAACUCAAAAAGCUUGUUCAGCUUGUAUCAAAGUGAUUAUAUAAUGAUGUUAAUGUCACUCAGACUUGUAUGCCUGCGGCGUGGUUCAGGAUUGUGUAAUUAUAAGUUGCAUGUAAAUCAGCUGCCAUAGAACACAUCCCAUCAUGUAGAAAGACUAAUGUAUCAGUGACUGUCAGCAGGCAAAAUUCUUCCUUCUUGUCUCCCAUCUUCUCAAAGAUUCAAUGUGUUCGCACCUGUCCUCCACUAGUCCCUCUCUGGUAUUGUUAUUUCAAGGGGAUCUCCAUUAAAGAAUGAUUUUCACAGGUGCACAUCUAACUCUGCCCCCAAAAUUUAACUUAAUUAUUUGAGUAUUGACAUCAUCUCUUGUUUGUACGUAGUCCACAGACAGACUUUAAUUUUAGCAUGUAUGUCCUGGAAAAUGAACGAUGUGUGUAACUGUGCUUGUUAUCAAGCAGAGGUUGGCAUUCCCAAAACAAAAGCGCUUCUCAUUUUGGAAUCUGACAUUUUUUGAAGAUGAAAGUGAAUCAAAUCUUGUUUUAAUUCACAUAGAAACAGUGCUCUGUCACUUGCCUCUCAGGCCUCUCCUGAUAUCAUGUGGUCACUGAAUGUACAGAUCUCUUACAAAGUGGGGCUAAGUGCUCCUUAGAAAAAUAGCUCAUCUCAAACCACAUUGACUGUGAGUGCUUUAAUAAGUCUUCAUAAUUCUUUAAUUUCAAUUUAUUUUGCACAAUAGACAUAUUUUGGCUCAGACUGCUAGCCUCUUUAGAAUUGCAACUCAUUGUUUUCUCUUUUUCACUUUCUGUGUGUUCAUUUAUUUUGCUUUUAAAGGAUUACUUCAAGCACCAUACCAAACACAGCUCAGUGAUGACCCCCAUAUAAGAAGUAAAAGUGUUUUAGAACAGUUUCACUUCCUAUCUGUGUACUUGGCUCUGCUGUCCAUCUCUCUUUUUCCUCUCUGAGAGCCGUAAGCUCCUGCUACGAGUGUCCAUUGUUUCUUGAGCUAAGCCGUGCAGUUACAGGUUUGCUCAUUGGCUAAAGUGUCAGCUGAUGCUCUCGGCCAUUGAGUAAAGUCCUGCACCAACCAGCUCUCACUGAGGUGAGGAGUGGGCACUCCUGGAGUGUUUAUUUAAGGAAUCACUGUAGCAAUGGGAAUAGAAAUGUGUAUUCCUAAUGUGUGUGUCCUAGUCACGGUUUAGUUGAUGCCUCUCCCCAAUCUCAACCAAUCAAAUUCUUUCCAAUGGAAAGGUAAGCAUGCAUCUCUAUGAGACUGUGACUGAAAUAGCUGAAUUUUAGUGGCUGUAAGUGUUAGAGUCAUUAGAGGCAUUUAAAUGUUUCAAUUGCAGAAUGACAAUUUUUUCAGUUGCCUGGUUUAAACGCGAGGGGAUAUUGCACCCAAAAACAAGAGGGACAUGGUCUGGGUGCCUAUAGUGUCCCUUUUAUGAAAGCAGAACUGUGAUCUUUGAGUUUAUCAUUUUCUGUGAAAUUACUAAACAUUCAAAAUAUACACAUAUGACAAAACAGGGAUUACUUAAUCAUACAUUUCUAUGUAAAUGUGGAGAAAUAUUGAAAAGGGUAAGUGUUCAUCUUUCUCUUGUUGUAGUUUGACAUUUUUCCCUCAGCUGUCACCGAGGGAAAACCAGGACAAAAAUUUUGGGGCAUUUGAAGUGCUUUUAGUUAUAUAAUUAAUACAUAUUAUAUGAUUAGGUAUAAUUAUAAUUUUAACUGCAACAUUCUGCAGUUCGGCAUUAUAACAGUAUUAAUAUAGUGAUGACUUUCUUACAAUCAGACCAACACUGCGUAUUUUUUAUAUCUAUCGACAUUGCGUUAUGUUGUGAAAUGGCACAAUGACAUAAUCCUAGACAUUUCAGAUCCAACAAAAGAUUCUAAUCUAUUUUUUUUUCUCCAAAACCCAGAAGAAGAAAAACUAUUUGAAGAUUUUAAAGUCAUAUAAGUCCUGUUCAGCUGUCUAAAAACUGUCUCCUUUAAUCUGAGGUCAUAAAAAUCAUUGAUUCUUCAAAGUUGAUUCCUGUGAGUACCUCUUGCAUCAUAUAUGUGAUAUCAUCGCUGUUGACAUUAGGUUAAAAGUUCAUCGCUGCAAGUAUAGAUUAUAUUAGUUAUCUUCUGAUUGUUCGUGUGGUAUAUGAAGUGUAAUAAUUGCUGAUGUCAUUGCCGGUGUCGAUUUUUUUUUUUUACACUACGUUGUUGCAAUUUGAGUAAAUAUUCUUUAACAUCAGUGAUUUCUGUUUAGUUUCAAAUUAAUUAUUUACUUUAACACAUUGUAUUCACAAAAGUAUUGGGACACCUGGCCAUUACGCUAACAGGGACUUUCAUGACAUUGCAUUCUAAAUACAUAGAUAGACAUUAAUAUGUAGGUGGUCCCCUCCAUUCUUCUGGGAAGACUUUCCACAAGAUUUCAGAGUGUUUCUGUGGGAAUUUUUACCCAUUCAUCCAGCAGAGCAUUGAAGGUCUGGCUCGUAAUCCCUGUUCCAGUUCAUCCCAAAGGUGUUUGAUGGGGUUGAGGUCAAGGCUUGAUGCAGGUUCUUCCUCACCAGAGUCACCCAACCAUGUCUUUAUGGACCUUGCUUUGUGCACUUGGGCAGAGUCAUGCCGGAAUAGAAAAUGGCCUUCCCCAAACUGUUCCCACAUAGUUGGAAGCAUUGCAUUGUCCAAAAUGUCUUCGUAUGCAGAGGCAUUAAAAGAACACUAUAGUGUCAGUCUAAAUAGUCCCGCAGGCCCCCUAACCUUCUGUUAAAAAGGAAAAAGGUGAUUUACUAACCUUUUUGCAGCACCUCGCUAGUCUGGUCGCGACUGGCUUCGACCACACUCUGCCGGCUUGGCUGAGAUGAUCAAACUUGAUGAUCUUAACCAGUCCAAUGCUUUCCCAUAGGAAAACAUUGGGAGACAAUCACGCAUGCGCGCCAAAAUGCCAUACGGCGCCAUUCAGAAUCUCUUCAUGGAGACUCAGUGCAUCUCAAUGGGGAAAGUUCACCACCUCCAUGCAGAGCACUGACCCAGGAAGCACCUCUAGUGGCCCACUGAGUGACUGUCACUGGACCUAUUCCUAGGUAAUAAUGUAAGCACAGCCAUUUCUCUGAAAAGGCAGUGCUUCAAUCAAAAUUCAUGCAGGGACAGGCUAUAGACACCAGGACCAAUACAUUAAGCUGUAAUGACUACACCAGCUGUUCUGGUGACUAUAGUGUCCGUCUAAGAUUUUCUUCCUAACUUAGGAAGAAGGCAGUUAGAGUCCUAGCCAAACCACUGAAAAACAGCCCCAUACCAUCAUCCCUCCUCCACCAAACUUUACAGUUGGCGCAAUGCAGUCAGGCAGGUAGCAUUCUCCUGGCAUCUGCCAAACCCAGACUUGCCCAUCAGAUUAAAAAAUAUCAAAGCACACCACAGAACACGUUUCCACCGCUCCAGAGUCCAAUGGUGAUGUGAGGCUUGCAUGCAGCUGCUCGUCCAUGAAGCUCCCAAAGCACAUUUUUUGUGGUGGUAGUAAUGCCAGUACUCUGUGACCCCUGCAGUUCCUAACACAUUUGUUUUCAGCUUACUACACUUAAAGGGUCAGGAAUACAAACAUGUAUUUCUGACGUUUUAGCCCUAGAGUGGCCAUUUAGGUCACAGGUCCCUCUCUGAUCGCAGUAAAAAGGUUGUUAAACUCGUCUUUUCUAGUGCAAAGAUACACAAUAUUUUUUUCUAUUAAUAUGCUGAGGGAAAGGUAAUGCAUUUCUCACUUCUGAAAACGUAAUAAAUAUCUCAGUAAAAACCAUAUUUGAAAAAAGAAAAAAAACCUCACCUUUUCUCACAUCGGCUGGCCCCACCUCUGUGGCUAAAAUCUUCAAUCUUGAUGAUUGAACAAGGCAAACACAGCCCUGACCAAUCAGCAUCUUCUCAUAGAGAUGCAUUGGAUCAAUGCAUCUCUAUGAGGAACGUUCAGUGUCUGCAUAAAGAGCGUACUGAAUGGCAGUGCUGCACACUAGGUAGCACUGCCCCAGGAUGCAUAUCUAGCAACCAUCUGAGGAGUGGCCAGUGGAGGUAUCCCUAGGCUGUAAUAUAAACACUGCUUUUUCUCUGAAAAGACAGUGUUUACAGCAAAAAGCCUGUAUGUAAUAAUCAUACUCACCAGAACAAAUACAAUAAGCUGUAGUUGUUCUGGUGACUAUAGUGUCCAUUUAAACAUACGUUUCCUUAGAUUUAUACUAACUUCCCAGCUCUGCAUUUUGCCCAGCACUUACCUCCUUGUUAUUGCAGAACAUUGUACAGUCAAAUGAACAAAGAUUGGUGGGUUUAUUGCAGUCUAGUCUAUAUAUAUAGUUUUGAGCGGAAUUAGUGUAGUUUUUAAGUAUGAAUUUAUAUGUCCAUUAGGAUGGUUACUUGCUAAAUGAAACUAUGUGAACUAAAAUUCUUAUACGGCUAAGCCUUAAAAUUGAUUAGCUUUAUAUUCCACAUAAGCUGUUCAGGAAGUUUUUUUUUCAUCAGCUAUAUAUAUUAACUCCCUCCUUCCUGAAAGCUAGACAGAAAGAGCUUUAUGUUUGCUUUAUCCGCUAAAGUGGGAAUUGUCAGGAAUUCAAAGGGAUUUUAACAUUUUAGGCCAAGAUAGACAAGUUAAAAAAAUUCUCCAAACCAGCUGUGUGUUUUGUUUGGCUAAUUUAAAAUUCACUUUGAAUUCCAAGCAGUUCACACGUUAGUGAAUAGCCCUGUGUGUAUCUCACCCAGCAGUCUAUCCAGGGCGUCUCGGGUUAGCAUGCUGUGUGUGCUGACACCAAAUUCAAAAGCUGCUUGCAGCUCAUAUUGCCAAUCAGGAAGAGAGUAUACCGACUGGCUGAUUGACAGCCUACGGAGGCGGCCCUACUACAAUAAGGAAUUUAUCUCUGGAAUUAAAUGGAAUUUUAAAAAGAAUGAAUGCUUUAGUAAGAUUAAGUGGUUGUGGUGGUUAGAGUGACACCUAAACAGAACCAUGGAGGAGAAUUUUGUUUCUUUGCUGAUGGGACCAAAGACCAAUGGUAACGUAAUGAUAACGUGUCAGUCCACUACUGUACAGCGAAUUUGUUGGCACUUUAUAAAUAAUAAAAAUAAGUUUUUGAGGAUAUGAGUUGACAAGAGGUGCCCAGCAGAAUGCCCACACAGUUAUCUCACUCCAUGUAUGGCAGUAGGUGGGUUUUUACAAAGAAGGCCUUCCAUACCAAUUGCAGGGCCCAGGGCAACAAAUAGCCUGGCACCAACACCCACUGUUUUUCACACAAACACUUAUAAUUAGCAACACAGAGAUACACAAAACAUAACAAGCCACUCUCAUACAUACAUAACGGACACUGACACACUCAAAUGCUCAUGCUCAUACUGGCUCUCAUACACAGACUCACACUAUAUUCAUACAAUGACAUUUGUACUAGCAAACGUACACUAAGGCUCAUACUAACAUACACCUACACUCAUACGAAUACACAUACCCUGACACUUAACACUAACAUACAUAUACUAACACUCAUACUGACACUCCUACUAGCACAAACACUAACACUCACACUAACGCACAUACCCUAACACUCAUAGUUAAUGACCACUAUAGGCACCGAGACCACUUCUGCUCAAUGAAGUGGUCUGGGUGCUAGGUCCCCCUAGUUUUAACCCAGCAGCUGUAAACAUAGCAGUUUCAACUACUGCUGUGUUUAUAUUGAGGGUUAAUCCAGUCUCUAGUUGCUGUCUCCCUGACAGCCACUAGAGGCCGCUUCCGUGAUUCUCACUGUGAAAAUCACACUGAGAUGACGCUGGACGUCCAUAGGAAAGCCUUGAGUAAUACUUUCCUAUGGGCGUUUUAAAAAUGCGUGCACAUGGGCUUUCCGAGCUGACGUUGGCAGGGGGAGGAGAGGUCUGCGCCGAGGGAGCUGGAUUAAGGUAAGUGGCUCAAGGGGUUUUAACACCUUCAGCUUAGCGGGAGGGGGGCUCCGAGGGAGGGGGAUACCUAAUAACCCUAUAGUGCCAGGAAAACUAUUUUAUUUUCCUGGCACUAUUGUGGUCCUAUAAAACAUAUACUAACAUUCGUAGUAACACACAUACGUUAACACUGCUACUAACACUCAAACUUACACACAUACACUAAUAUUCGUACUAACAUACAAACACUAACACUAGUACUGACAGACAUAGAUUAACACUGCUACUAACACUUGUAUUAAAACACAUACACUAAUAUUCGUACUAACAUACACUAAAACCCGUUCUGAAACACAUAUACACUAGCACUGCUUACACAUAUACUAACACUCAUACCAACAUACAAUAACACUUGUACUAACAUACAUUGUAAUAUUCUUUCCUCUCUUUUUGCUGACUUGCUGCUUGCGGAUGAGGAACAGAGGGAAUGGAGGGUCUCUGACCUGCUCUUCUAGAUGUGAGAGCCAUGAAUGACAUCCUGAGCAUGCUGCCCGGCACUAAGGAGAUGUGUGUGUGAGAGCCUAACAAUGGAAGCUCCCACACAAACUGCAAGACCUUAGGUCAGAGCUCAGACUUAACCAAAGGGCAGCCCUGAUACAAAGUAACGAACAAGCAGGCAGGACACUGCACUUGUCCCUUCCAUUUAUAGUAGAAAGGGAAUUGUUCCACUUCAUUUUGAUUUAAUUUUAUGUAUUCCUCUUAAUCUUCUGCCUUCUGGUUGUUUCUGUGCCAGCCAAAUAUUUAAUUUGGGAUUCAUCUGGAAUUUUUUCUCUAGCAAUUUAGAUAUAAACUGAGCCAGCUUAUUGGGGCUUUGUGCAGUUCGGAAAUUUAACACAUUUAGUGAUCUUUCUUACUGCUGCCACAAAUUUGUUCCAACAAAAUCAAGAGUAUAGUGAAUAUAUUUCUCCAUAUGCUGUGAGAUAAAAAAAACACUUACUAGUUCUGCAGAAACUUGUAUGUUUAGCAGGUGGGUGCUUCAAAUGAUUACCAAAUGUCGGCUCUCUGUACUUCAAUGAAAUUUAAAUUCAAAGCAGUGCAGUCUAUUCACUAAACUGCACAACUAAAAAGGGAAUUGCUAGGAGUUAGGCCAGAGUAAAAAAAUCUGUAAAAACUUAUCCCACUCACCAAUUUUUCUGCUUGGCCUGAAAUUUUCAAGUCCCUUGUUCAAUAUUCACAAUUUUAAGGUCUUUUGUUAAUUCGUCUUUUCAGAAAUCAUAUUCCCUAAAGUGACAUUGAUCUCGCAUGGAACAAAGAAGCUAAACUUAAGUUACAUAAUAGAAUAAAAAGAAAAAAAAUAUGUAACAUAAGCUGUUUCUAGUAACUGAAGACAGUUAUUAGUGAAAACGUCUCUUGUAUUUUUAGAAAAGGAAAGACGUCGGUUCAAUUUUCCAAACAGGACCAUAAAUGAUCCAAACCCUCAAACCCCCACCCCCCUUGGUUUCUUGGAAGGGGCCUUUAAAGUCUUCUGUAGCCUGUCAUUUCAGAGCAAACAGCUCCUCCUGACUUGGAACAGGCUUGUGAAAUCGGUUACGGAGUCCUUUGGAUAAGUGAAUUUUCCAGGAAAGCUCUGAAGCUAUUUCACUGUCAUAUGUUGAACAUACUCCAACUGUUUGGAUAUUGGCAGCUCUGUGAAAUGUUUGGCACAUCAGCUGCAGCUGAAAUUCAGACCAAGUCUCUGAGGUCAAUUAAGUUUAUAGCAGACCUCGCAUACCGACAUUCAUGAUGUAAACCUUUACAUCUGUAACUAAGGGCUUCAUUCGCAAAUCAGUAGGCUCCUUUAGGGGACCGUUCUGCCGAAAAACCAAAGUGUUUAUUUACUAAAUUGGGGACUGUAGAAAAUGAAAGAGGGAACUGCAAGAGUUGCGGAAUUCACUGUUCCCCUUGUUAUCUCUUCACAACAUUUGAUAUAGUGAGUCAGUUCUGAAAUUCUUUUGAGGUGAUAAUUAAUUUUAACCUGGAUCAAAAUAUCUCGGUGUUACCUUGUGAUUCCUUCUAUGGACACAUUGUUUAUGCUCUGUUGAGCAGAGUUCUCGAUACUCAAAUUCGAUACAUCGAAUUUCCCCAUAGGAAGCCAAAAUCCGUAAUGCUUCACCCAUUGCCUAUUUUACCACUUGAAUCAUUGUGGUAUUUCCUUUAUGUGGAUGUUUGAUUGUGCAAUCACGUGGAAACGCAGGUAAAUGUCAAACCGACGAGUAUUUUUAUGAAUAUAAACAAAUAUAUACACAGUGAAACAUUAUGAGAUAUAAAACAAACAUACAUACUGAAACAGAACGUCUUAAACUAAAGAUCAUCACUAUGCUGAUGGACGCAGCAAAAUAAUGAUGUUAUUAUUUUUUAAGUCAAGCAAAUAUUAUCUGCCCACUUGUACUGUGGGCAUACAAAAUAAUCAAACGUAUACAAUUUAUCAAAACAUGGUAAGGUGAACAGAAAUAAGAAGUUAGGAGAGGCCUGCGUAAAUGUGAUUACAAUCUCAAAGUAGGUUAUCCCAGGCACGUUUUUUCCAUAAUAAUGUUUGCCCCUUCUUGUUUUGCUUCCUGGCAUAGCUUUUUGAGCGAAUACUUUCAGAAGUCCUCAAAUCCACGGCCAUUCGUACGUUUUUGGUCAGAAAUGACCACCUAGUACCCUAUUAUCUCAUGAUUCCGCUGCUGCUGCUACUCUGAAGUCAUUACUUUCUGAUAGGCUAUUUUCUGGAAGCAAGGUCAGCCAUAUAAUUCCAUAAUAGAACCAGUGCUGUGUUUUAUGUUAUUAACAGGGAAAAUCAAAUGAACAGAAGAAUUGGUGUUAGAUAUGUAGGUGUUGGGGUGCUAGAUUAAAUAGGGGCAUCAACAAGGAAUAAUGAAAAUAACUAAAAAUUAAAGACAGCAAAGUCAUCACAACCAGAAAAAAAAGAGCCAAACAUGUUCUGGUUUUGUUGUAAGCUUUAGAAAUAAAGUUGCUAUUUCUGCCAAUGAAUCAUCUGAUGUUGAUGCAGGGCAGUUUAUAUUUAGAUAUGACUGGUCACUAAUGCCGGCUCCAUUAUUCUGUUAAUGAAAAGGACAGUACAAAGUUUGAUUUUACGGUACAGGAUCAGGAUUUACUGCGGGGGAGGAACGUUGUAUUGUUUGCUGCAAGUGAUGCUAAAAAUAAUCAUUUUAUGGAACUAGAUCAAGCUCUAAAGGAAAGGUGGGACUGAAAAACAAUUGAAUAAAAACAAGGUGACUUAGUCUUCUUUUCCUCGCUCCAGAUUAUUCCUGGAAGAUACUGGCACAGGCUUAACAUAAUGUAAUCCUUAAUAAGUAAUCUUUCCCAUCACCAUGAAAUAUUCACUCCCUACAUUGUAGCUGAUUUUAAAGGGACACUAUAGGCACCCAGAUCCCAUCUCAAUGAAGUAGUCUGCGUGCCAUGUUCCUGUCUUUUUAAAGGACCACUCUAGGCACCCAGACCACUUCAGCUUAAUGAGGUGGUCUGGGUGCCUGGUCCAUCUAGGGUUAACCCUUUUUCUAUAAACAUAGCAUGUUAGGGUUAAUCCAGCCUCUAGUGACUGUCACAUUGGCAACCACUAGAGAUGCUUCCAAUGAAAAUAAUUAGCACAUUGUGGCUUUUUUUUUUUUGCCCAUGCGCACUAGCCUCCUAAAUGCUUUUCUAAAGGAAUACAUUGUAAGUAAUUUAAUAUUCUGUUUGUCAAUCACUUGUAAAAAAUAAUAAUCUGUAAUUGUAAAACUCUGCAGUAUAUGUUGGCGCUAUAUGAAUGCUAAUUAUAAUAAUACUUAUUUUGAAGUCCAGAAUCAUCCAGGUAUUUUCUGCUGCAGUGAUGCCUGCCCAGAGUGGGAAGUACCUGGCAUUGGUCGGCCAGUGGUAGCUUUCCCGUUAUAUCCAAUGGAAGGUUAGCAUUCGCCUGAAAUCUAUGCUCAGCUGACUGUGAUCAUAGAUCUUGAUGAUCUCAGCCACAAGAGACGGACAGCAUUGCAGAAACCAGUCCUGUUAGGGAAAAAAGCUAAGUAAACUACCUUUAAUGCUCCCUGUAGGUAAGAACCCGGGAACCUAAACGUCUACCAAGGCACUGUAGUGUUAUCAAUCCACAUUUGUAUUCCUAAUGCCAUAGUGUUCCUUUAACGGAGGCAUACAAGCAUGUUUAGUGUCCUACUCACACAAUAGUGUCUGCGUAAUCACGUAGAUAUCUCUGCUCACCUCCCCCCCCCACCGUGUGAAGUAAAAGCAUCAGCCCUAAUUUACCUUUUAGCCUUCAUCACACUGGUCUCCAUGCUAUUACUCCCCUCCCUGUGUUCAUGAUCUCAGCCAAUCCACUUCUUUACCAUUGGGAAGCUAGUGUGCAUGCGCGGCAAUGUGCUGCAUUGCGACUCUAUGAGCAGCGUCUGAUUACGAACAGAGUCUGACUCAGUUCUCAGAAGGGAAGGGCCUCUAGUGGCGUUCUGGAAGACAGCAACUAGAGAUGUGUUUAACCCUGCAUUGUAAACAUUGCCUACAAAACCGCUAUGUUUUAUGUUGUGGGGUUAAAAUGCCAGGGCACUGCUCCCACACCACUGCAUUGAAUGAAGCUCUGUGGGUGCCUUCAGUGUCCUUUUAAAUAUCAAUUAUUUGCUGUAACCUUAAUGUAUUUUUAUAACGCAAGUAUAGUAUGAUUAGGCAACUUUAAAAAAGAAAACUUCCAUUUAAGCCUCCAGAUCUUUAAUGAAUUAAAUGGAACUUGCUUGCAACAGUUUAAAAGGAACGACAUUAGAAAAAAAAUGGCUGAAAGAAUAACAUUGGAAAUUAUAUUAGUAUAUUGUAUUUGGAUUAUACAGAUUUAACUAUAGGUAUUUUUCCUGGGGAAAAAGGCGAGGCAAAUCACCUUUUAAAAGGGAGGCAAGCUGUAGUGUCAGAAAUACACGUUUGUGUUCCCGACACUAUGGUGUUCCUUUAACCCCUUAAGGACCAAACUUCUUGAAUAAAAGGGAAUCAUGACAUGUCACACAUCCUGUGUCCUUAAGGGGUUAAAGCAUAUUAGGCAACCUACCAUUACCUCUAGGCCAAGCCCUGGACAUAAACCCCGAGACUCUUAUAAUAGCCCAAACUAGCACCCUGAACGGAAAGUGAAAACCAUGAAUAAGUGAUUAAAAUAGACAGCCGGUAGUUGUUACUCACAACACUUAGUUACUCUGUUUCUUUUUGGAUACAUUGUAUACACUCUUACAGUGAUAGUUGUGUAUUCUCUAUCUACUACUAGAAAGGAGAGUUAUUUUUAGGAAUAUUCCCUUCAAGUUUAAUUUUAUCAGUUUCAUCCACGUUUUGAUGUUUUAAUGGCUAACAAAUAGAUGAAAGAUUAACCCCUUAAGGACACAUGACAGUUUGGUCCUUAAGGGGUUAAACGGAUACAAACCUGGCACUAUAGCUCCCUCUGCCUCCUACUUCCUGCGUGCCCCCACCUCCCCCCCAGGUUAAAAAACCUUUUCUUACAUACCUAAUCUCAGCGCCGAUGUAACUCUGGCUCUGUCUAUGGAGGCUUUUGUAGAAUCCUCCAUAGAUCUCAAUGCUGUUCUCUCGCACAUAACACUGACCCCCAGCCGCGAUGUCACAGUUUGGGGGUCUUUGCAAAUUCUGUAAAGUCCCGAGACAAUGGGGAUGAAGCAAUCCGCGAAUGCUCCCCCUGAAUGGCAUUCGCCUAUACGAAAUGGCUGCUACCAAGGGGAGGGCCGAGGUUUCCCUUGCGGUUUGUGGUUUUGACACCUUGUAACGAGGUGCGGACAUUCUAAACCAGCAUUCUAAAUGAGGUAUCGGGGUGGUCCCCGUUUGGGAGGCGAAUGGAUUCCCUUCGUGGAAAACCUCCCGAAGGGGGAGCAGGCACAUUUAUAUGAAGUAGCAGGGAAAUACACACUAACAAGGCAACGCACGAAAAGGCAGCGGUCCUGCCACACUACUUACCCUGGAAAAGUGCGAGGCCUCUCCUAGCACCAUAACCACUUCAGUGGGCUUUAGUGAUUAUGCUGAUUGGUGUGUUCCUUUAUAGACAUACUAAUCUUGUCACUACUAAACUGGCAAAACAGAGGUUAAGACUUAGACAGCAAGGAAUUAAAAAUGGGAAUAACUUGAUAUCUACGGCUAGCACAAAAAAAUAGUUGCAAUUUUUUUUCCCUUCAAGUUUGUCAUGUAAGGUGCACUUUAAAUGGAAUUUGUUGCUGUCAUUUAGUUUGGAGGUUUGCAGUGAAUUUACUUUGAUUUAAGUACUUUUCUUGCAAUCUGUAUUGGCGCCAGUGAAAUAAUGCUGCCUUUAAACAGACCUACAUCUAUGUGAAACAUUAGUAUAAUUGGAUUUUACUAAUGUUGUUCUUGUGCUACUGCUUUUUGCUGUCUGUUGAUUCAUAGUGGUGCAGCAGGAAAUAAUUUAUUAGACAGGGUCAGCGUGUUUUUCUGAUUAGUAGAAAGAGAUGUGAGAUGAUUGGGGAACUUGAUAUUCAGCGUACGCUUAGAAUCCCUCACUGUAUUAAAGUUAGACUCAUACAGCAACACUGAUGGUUUAGUGCAACAAAGCAUGUAUUAAAUCAACUGUGUCCUUUCCAGAAAAUUAUUCCCUUGUUAGUUUCUUUGAGAAGAAUUUGCUAUGGAACUUUAUUAAAGGGACAGGAGGUCCUUGUCCCAGUCUCCUUGCAGAAUGUUGCUUAUAACUGCAAUCAUUUGUAAAAAUAAUUAGAAUAUGCCCGCCCCUUGACCUGCUGACAGCAGAGGGAGAAUCCAUACUUCCUCUUUUUCAUUGUGUGUAUAAACCAUACAAGAAAAUGUACAAUGUAUGGGCACACAGUGCAAAUCUUUUCCUUCUUACUCAAGAUUGCAAUCAGAAGCUCUGAAAUGGCCUCAUUUACAUACCUCCAAAGUGUCAUUUAAAAUGGACAUUCCCUAUUUUGACACAAAUCUAUCGGCCCCUCUUUUUAUCCUAUGCUCCUAAUUUCUAGGAGCUCUAUAUUGUUGGUGCAUCUAAGUGUAUAACAGAGCUCCACAGUAAUAAUACUGUGUCUUUAAACCACAAUAAAUGUGUUUAGAAAUCAGUCUGCGUAAAUUAGAUACAUUGUCCUUGUUCUAAAUUACAUUUUAGUUGCAUAAAUUAGAAAGUUAACUAAAAAUUCUCAGAACAUCCUGCCCCUGGCCACACUCCCACUCAAAUCCUAAAAUGAACUCCCACUCUAACCCUAAAAUGAACGUGUCCUUUCUCCAUUUGAAAUGUUGGGAUAUAUGCUUAAAGUAAUAGUUGUUGCUGCAUAGUUGAGUAGAACCACUGGAUAAGCUGAACGAUGGAGGAUCCUUAAUGUUGGGUCUUUUCCUGUUUUGAGAGAUAAUCUGUACUGCUCUUGCUGUAUGCUUGUGGAUUGGCAGGUGAGGGAAAUUUAAAGGUAUCUUGUUUAUUUUUUUGUGCUUAUUUUUAAUGUGUUGUCAACAUCAUGGAUUAAAAAAAAAAAGGGAAGACCUCUGGCACAGUGUCCCUUUAACUCAUAUACUAGAUAGUAAUCCACCUGCUCAUACCUUUCCCUUGAGUUUUACGGUAUGUAUAGAAAUAAUACAGGGGACGGAUUAUUCUGAAGGACAAUUAGUGGAAUAAAUGUAUACAUUAAAAAAAAGUAAUAUGUCAAGAGGUCACAUUCUAAAAUACGAGGGUAAGAUGCAGAGAAGUACUGUGAGGAAGUAUUUUUUAAUAUCUUAUUCCUCUUUCCCAUAGACUGUCUAACUUCACAGCAAAGGAAGGAACUCAGUACACACAGAUUCUUGAAUUAAUGGCAUAAAUAUAUCAGCAUGCAAUCUACUGUCACUCGCUUACUGGUUAAAGUGUCAUUAGAAACCUCCACAUCUUGCCCAGGUCUCUAUCCUCAUAUCAUACCUCCCAAUUGUCCCUAUUUAGGAGAGACAGUCCCUAUUUUGAGUGUGUAACAGAGCUUCACAGCAAGAAUACCCCCACUAAUGUGUCUUUAAACUACAAUAAAUGUGUUUAGAAAUCAGUUUGUAAGACACAUUACAAAGUAAGACACAUUGCUCUUACUAAUAAUAAACUAAAAUGUAAUUUUUAGCAAGUUACCUAAAAUUUCUCAGACCAGCCCCACCCCUGGCCACACCCUCUGUUACACUCCUAAAAUGAAAGUGUCCCUCUGUCCACUUGGAAUGUUGGAUGGAAUACCAUUCAGAAUCACUAGUUAGAAUGGAGUCACCGUCCUCACAUGUGGUCACGAUUCUUACAAUAAGUGACUGUCCUAUCUUGACAAGCUCGGGUUUCCUGAGGUUUUGGGUUUCCAACGUGUUGGCAGUCGAACAGUUACGCCGGAUAUUGCAGUAGAUUUUUACCUGCGUUCUAGCCGUAAUAUUCAUUUCCCCCCAGUACACUCCAACCUUUAUUCAAUAGAGUCUUCCAAAGGACAUGUCAGCUUCUCCAUUAUCUUUAUUUCAUUAACCUUGGGGUGCAGUAAUGCAGGAGAUAGGGGUAUUGAUCUGGCUCCAGCGUCUGGCAAUAAUACAUUUAGAUUCAGACUUGUGUCGCUGUAGAAAAAAAAACCAAAAAAAAAAAAACACAAUUUCAGAGAGAUGACUCAGUGAUUUUUAAAAAAAAGGCUGCGGCCCAGGAUCAGCGAAUGCUUGUAGGACAUUGAUAACUAGUCUGCGCAUUACAUUUCCCAUAAAGCCGAGCCUGUUUGGUUCUACCAUUACGGCGUCAAGACCUGCGUUUAUAACUGUUUCAACUCUAUUUCUAUAUUCAAUGGGAAUCCCAUGAGGGUGUUUUAACCCCUUUACUGCCAAAGAGUAGCAAAAAGGGUUAAUCUUUUUUAUUUUUUUUAAGUUAGGCAUUUGGAUUAACUCCAACAAUCUGCAGAACUCAAUCCUACCCCCCCCCCCUCCAAUGCCUACAUUGUCAAAGAGCCAGAAAAAAGUAUUACAUAGUUUAGUUUCCUGUUAUUAUCUUCCUUCUUCUCCAGAGAAAGGUGUAUACCCCAAUCGCUUGCCAGGAUAUGUAUUUUUAUGGGUUUAAAUUGGUAAGAAUCCAAACAUGAAGUGAAUGUCGAGCGAUUGAAAUGUUAUAUCGUCCCGACAAACCCCCUCAGAGGUUCUUUGUCUGUCAUAUCUUUCCCAUGCAAAUGUAACCUUUGACGGAUAUUAUUCUUGUCAGAAUUUGAUUUGGAAGCUGAGUGGAUGUGUUUAUUGGCCUAGAUUUCUCGUAGCUCUCUGCCAUGCAAAUGCCGGUGUUUAGAAUUUUGUGUGAUCGUUAUGCUAAGCUUUUGCCUUUUAAGAGACACAGAGAGGGUUUAUUUACCACAUUCUGAAUUGAAUUGGCAAAAUUUAUACUAAAAUAUCCAAGUUGACUGGGAAAGUGUUUCCAGAUCAGCUAUUUUUACCUUAUUUUUGCAGCUAGGAUAUUUAAUUUGCGGGUUAGUAAUUAGGUAAGUAACCUGGCAGGGUUAUUUACUAAAGUAUAAAAACAAGAAAAAAAUAUAAAUAACUUAACUUGAGUAAUCGACAGAUUCCAAAGAUCACCCUGCCAGUGGGUCCCUGACAAAUAGACGUAUAGAAUAUGGAAAAAAUGGGAUACAACUGUAUACCUAAAAGAAUAUUAAAAAACAAAAUAACAUAGUGUAAUAUCCUGGUAAACAGUAUAUGACACGCUUAUGUAACGCACUCACAGAAAAUCAAAAUAAUAGUAGGGUGCCUCCCCCGAUAGCACUAGGGGGCUAAACAGAAUCCUGCUCUCCUUCCCCUUCUGAAUAUUCAGCAGUUUGGAUAAAGCAGGAAUCAGGCAAAUAAUGAUAAAAACUUCAUUUAUUGCCAAAAAAUGUAAAAGUAUAAAACAAAUACUAGUCCUACGCGUUUCGUUCCAAUAUUGGAACUUCCUCAGGGACUUAGUACAAAUAAAAUCAGAAGCUUACAGAAUGCAGUGUAACAAUGUUAACCGUCUGAAAUUCAUCCCCCCAAAAUACAAAUGAUAUAGGCAUACUAUCUCACAGUUCAUUGGUGGUCCGGUGGGUGUUUCUUGAAUCCAGAGCUUGAUUCGCCGCUAUGGGAUCUUUAACAGCUGCUUUCGAUCCGUCAGUUUUCACAUUGCAGUUCUGGGUUCAUGACGUAAUCCCUUACUCACGCACUUGCGUAUGUUCCGUCGACGACAAAAACGUAUGCGUUCCACUUCAAGUUAAACUUGCAUGUCCAUUAUAUUCCACAUAUUCCACCCGUAUCUGUCAUGUGCUCAUAAAUAUUUGCAUUUAAAGAGAAAUAGUGAUUAACAGAAUCAAACAUUUAAUUUUAAAUCUAUCUUGCUGUAAUUAUUGUUAUUUAUUAACAUGUUAUUUACAUAUAAAGUGCUAAUAAGUUAUUUAAAGUGCAUUAAAUAUAAAGUAUCGAUGAUACUACAUAUACACAAAUUUGAAAUAGUAUCAUUUUAACCAAAAAGACCAAGUAUAAAUUCCAUAUAUAUAUAUAAAAAAAGUUUUUUUAACGUCAUGUCUAUCUGUAGACAAUAAUAUGCCCUCUAUCUAAAAAUAUAUAUAUAAAUAAUCCCAAAAAUAAAUCAAAGAAUAAAAAUGGGGGAUGCACCCUACAUUUCGAUAUUUUGUGAGUGCAUUACAUUAGCAUGUCAUAUACCAGUGAUGGCGAACCUAUGGCACGCGUGCCACAGGUGGCACGCCGCGCCCCCUCUGUGGGCACGCGGCCAUAGGUCGCCGUGCGCUCCGCCAGCGCAUCCAUAAGGCGGCACAAGUGGCCGCCUUAGGUCGCACCGGCCCGGCGGGCGCAAAGCCGGAGUGACCGGCAGGAGGUGAGCGCAUAGCGCUCCCUCCUGCCAGGCACUCUGUGUAGCGUGGCCGAGCGCACCGCGGUACAGGAACUUAUGUUUCCUGUACCGGGCGGACGGAAAUGAAGUGCUCACAGAGAGAGCACUUCCUGUCCGCCGGGUACAGGAAACUGAGCUCCGCGGCGCUCGGCCACGCUACAAGGUAGCAGACUGAGGGAGAGAUGGGGGGGAGGGAGAAGGAGACUGAGGGAGAGAUGGGGGGAGGGAGAAGGAGACUGAGGGAGAGAUGGGGGAGGGGAAGGAGACUGAGGGAGAGAUGGGGGAGGGGAGGGAGAAAACUGAGUGUGGGAUGGGAGAAAAAAAUGAGGGAGGGAUGGGGGGAAAGAAAACAGAGGGGGUAGAGGGGGGACGACAUACACACAGCACCCCUGCCCUACACAUAUCACCCCACAAAAAGACACACACACACACACAUCACCUCACACACACACCACCCCCCACACACAAACACACCACCCCACACACAUCCCCCCACACACACAUCACUCCACACACAAACACAUACACUGUACCCCUCAAUGCAGUGUGUGUAUUUAGCAGUCUGUGUGUGUGUACACUCAGCAGUCUGUCUGUGUGUGUGUGUACUCGGCAGUCUGUGUGUGUGUGUGUAUUUAGCAGUCUGUGUGUGUGUGUGUGUGUGUGUGUAUUUAGCAGACUGUGUACUCAGCAGUCUGUGUGUAUUCAGCAGUCUGCUAAAUACACAUACAGACAGACUGCCGAGCACACACACAAACUGCUUAAUACACACACAGAUGUUAAUUAGUUCGGACAACUGUAUGAGUGUUUUUUUCUAAACUUAAACCUCAAUAUUCAGGUUUAAUUGCCGUUUUGGCACUUUGAGGGGAAAAAAAAUUGGCAUGUAUUACGGUUUGGGCACUCGGGCUCAAAAAUGUUCGCCAUCACUGUCAUAUACUGUUUAAUAGGAUACUACACUAUGUUAUUUACUAAUGUCUAUUCAAAGUGAAUUAGAAGGAACGGUCCAAGUCCUGGAGCCACCGCAUUUUCAAGACAUCACAUAUCCAUGACUUUAUAUCACUACACAUCAUUAUUUAAAUACACAAGCACAAUUCACAGCAAUUUGUAAGUUACGGAAUGUAGGAAGGUCAUAGGAAAAACAGAGCUCUAACUUUGAUUAAGGUCUGAUACCUUUCUAUGAUCUUUCUUUGGAAUUAAUUGUAAUUUGUAUUCUAAUUACCAUUAUAUAUUUCUAAUAUAAUAUUCUGUACUUACUCUAUUAACCCUUUUUGCUACUGAUGUUGACUGAUGUUGUCAUCAUCCACUUUGCUUCUGAAAUGUUGUUCUCUGCAUGUCUGUGUACCAGAAAUAUAUUAUAAGGGUGAAUCAAAUGACCCCCAUUAAUUAUCUUAAUGACAUGCUGCCUGGCACCAUGUGAUAUCACCAGGACCACCUAGAGCACUCCAUAUGCUGAGGACUAUAUCUCCCCUGUUUUAAAAUGGGAUAAAAAUAUUUCAAAAUAAUAUAUUAAUAUUAUAUUUGUUCAUUAUUAAUAUAGUAUUGGUCUACCUGUUCAUGUUAUUUUGGGAGGGCACCAGGUUCAAUUCAAGUUGAUUUUGCUCAGUAAUUUAAUUUGUAUACACAGUGGGUGCGGCAUAUUAAUAAACAGAUUGCUUAUAGAAAACUAGGUUGUGGUUUUCAAAGUGUAUUGAUCACCCUGCACACAUCUCCAGAUAGGGUCCAUUGACAGCGGAGUGCAAUGGAGAAGGUAGUCUUACUUACCUGUAGCCGUCCUUUGCAGUCAUUGCCAUCUUCUUCCUGCACUUCAUUAGCCAGGAGCCUUGUCAGUGCUGUACUCUUGGAUCUUAACAUGUAUAGCUUGGAGGAAAGACGAGACAGGGGGGAUAUGAUAGAAACAUUUAAAUUCAUAAAGGGAAUCAACACAGUAAAGGAGGAGACUAUAUUUAAAAGAAGAAAAACUACCACAACAAGAGGACAUAGUCUUAAAUUAGAGGGACAAAGGUUUAAAAAUAAUAUCAGGAAGUAUUACUUUACUGAGAGGGUAGUGGAUGCAUGGAAUAGCCUUCCAGCUGAAGUGGUAGAGGUUAACACAGUGAAGGAGUUUAAGCAUGUGUGGGAUAGGCAUAAGGCUAUCCUAACUAUAAGAUAAGGCCAGGGACUAAUGGAAAUUUAGAAAAUUGGGCAGACUAGAUGGGCCGAAUGGUUCUUAUCUGCCAUCACAUUCUAUGUUUCUAUGUUAGAGUAGGCAGUCGCCCCUCAAAUGCUGCAGCUGCUUGAGUGCUCUAUAGAGAGCCUCAGGCGGCUGCAGCACUGCACGGGCUGGCACGUCCAUGAGAGCGCACAAUAAAAGAGGAGUCGGCAGGAGGGAAGCGCGCAGUGCUCCCUCCUAUCAGUCCCUCAGUGUAGCGUGGCCGAGCUCCAGUGCGAGUUACAGGAGCACUUCCUGUCAGUCCGGCUGGGUACAGGAAACAGAAACUCCUGUACUGCGGACCUGGAGCUCGGCCAUGCUACAACAGAGGUAGGGGAGAAGAGGAGAAGACCACUGAGGGGGGGUUGUAGGAGAGAGACCAUUGAGGGAAGGGGUUGGGGAAGAGACCACCAUGGGAGGGAGACCUGUAUGGGAGGGGUGAGGAGAGACCACUAAGGAUAGGGGUGAGGAGAGACAACUAGGGAAGGGGUGGAGGAAAGACCACUAAGGGUGGGGGUAAAGAGAGAGACCACUAAGGGAUGAAGGGGUGGAGGAGAGACAACUAGGGUAGGGGUAGGGGUGAGGAGAGACCACUAGGGAGGGAGUGGGGUUGAGGAGAGUCCACUAGGGAGGGUGGGGAGAGGAGAGACCACUAGGGGAGGGUGAAGGAGAGACCACUAGGGAAGGGGUGGAGGGAGAGACAAUGAGGGGGAAGGAGAGACCCCUAGGGGUGGAGGAGGGGAGAGACCACUAAUGGAAACUGGGAGGAGGGGAGAGACCACUAAUGGGAAGGGGGGAGAGAAGAGAUGACUUAUGGAAAGGGGGGGACCACUGGGUGCGGGCAGAGGAGAGCAGAGACCACUAAGGAGGAGGGGGGAGAGAUCACUAAUAGAAAGGGAAGGAGAAGAGGAAAAUAUAUUAAAGGAGGCGGGGGAGAAGAGUAGAGACCACUGAGGGGGGUGGAGAGGAGAGAACACUAAUGGGGUGGGGGAGAGGAGCACUAAGGGGCAGAGGAGAGACCAUUAAGGGGCAGGGGAGAGCUCUAUGGGAUGCAAGGGAGAGCUCUAAAGGACAGGGAGGCAGGAGAAAGCUAUAAGGGGGGGUAGGAGAGAGCACUAAGGGAUGGGGGUAGGAGAGAGCACUCGAAGACAGGAGGGGGGAGCUCUAAGGGAUGGGAGGGAAGAGCACUAAGGGACAGGAGGGAAGAGCAUUACGGGAAAGAGGGCGGGGAGAUCACUAAGGGACAGUGGUGCAAGGGAGAGCUCUAAGGGACAAGAGGGAAGAGAGGCUGAGGAAGGGUGGAAAGCCCCUAUCCUACCCCACAAACUCUCUCUUUCACACUACACACACAAUGCUUCCCUAUACAUACACAGAAACGAACCAUGCCUUCCUACACACACAGAAACACACCAUGCCUCCCUUACACAUAGAGAAACAUACAAUGCAUCCAUUACACACACAAUGUAACCCUUACACACAAAGACAAUGCAUCCCUUGCACAGAUACACAUAAACACACAAUGCAUCCCUUACACACACACACACACACACACACACACACACACACACUGCUUCUUUUACACACACACAGAAACACAAUGCAUCUCUUACACACACACUCAAUGCAACCCUUACAGACACAAAUACUGCAUCCCUUACAUACACAGAAACACACCUUGCAUUCCUUACACAUACAAACUCUGAUUCAUACAAUACAUCCCUUAAACACAACCAGAAACACACAAUACAUCCCUUACACACAAACACACACUGUUUUCUAUCCCUUACACAAAAACACACUGCAUCACCUACACAAACUGGUAUCCCUAUACACUACAUUCCAUAAGCACACACUUUAGAUCCUCUACACUAACACGUAACACAUCCCCUACACACUCCACUUCCUGUGAGCGAACUCAUGGGUGGAACAUGUAGGUGGACUUAUGGGUGGGCCUUAUGGGCAUACUCAUUGUCAGGCCCUGGGGGCCCAGACCUUGAGCUGUGCAACGGGCCCCCCAAAAAUUGAGCUGUUUCCCGUUCUCCCAGAACAUUGACUUUUGUGACCACAGUUACAAACAGCCGCCAAACAGCCUGUUCUACACCAGACCAGUGGAGCCAGACUGCAGCCAGAGCCCAUCAUCAUCCUCAUCUGGUUGUAAGUAGGCAAUCUAGUAUAUUAUUCGUGGCACUAAUCUCACAUUAAAGGGACACUAUAGUCCCCAGAACCACUGCAGCUUAAUGUAGUGGUUCUGGUGUCUACAGCCUGUCUCUGCAGGCUUUUUAAUGUAAAUGUAAAUGUGCAGCACUGGCAUUAGUUCAUAUGGCAGAUCAUAUGGGUGGGGCGUUUUGAUGUUACAUGGGGGGUGGGAGGGCGGCACAUUUUUCCUUGCACUGGCCCUGGAUGUGUGUGAUCUAUGAAGGAUCCUGUAAGACUCUGGCAGCCUCCAUAUAUGACAUCUCGCAAUGAAUAUAACCUUGAUUGAAUCUCACAGCUGUUGAAAUUGGACAAAAGUUGACGGUAGAGCUCUGUUUUGUUUUUUAUCAACUUUUGUCAACCUCAGACUUGUCCAUAGGACAAUGUAGGAAUACUUUGUCUUAUGGUAUCCUUGCAGUCUGCAUCAGAAUUCUAUAAAAGGUAUAUCUUUAUGAAAUACUGAGAAGUGAAGGAGACACUUUAAUUGCUUAGAUAGAAUAGUAAUUUUGGAGCGCUCUUUGGAAAUGAACAAAUUGAUUAAAUUACUACUAAGAGUUGGUAUAAUUAUAUCUCACUGCUAUCAAUACUCUAAAUGCGAUACCCGUAAACACACAAUUAUAUAUACAAGAGAAAAUGGUAAGUAAGAGUGGAGCAGUAUAUCAAAAGAAGUGAUUAUUUAGGUGAUAAAAUAUGUCAUUUUUAUAUAUCUUUUUCUAUAUGUGCUGAAGACAACAUCUGGAAGUCAUCUACUCAAUACUAAGUAUUACCUUUGACUUUAUAUUUAGGGUUUAUCACCUAAAUAAUCACUUCUUUUGAUAUACUACCAUUUUCACUUUAAUUGCUUAGCUGAGCCAGACAUAAUGUCACACAAUGUAUCAAUAUGACUAACUUGUCUUUAGAAACUCUAAUUCUUGGUGAGAUAUUUUAUAACAGAACCGCAUACCACACCAGUUUUUUUUUCAUUUUUAAAUAUUUAUCUAUUAGCAUAAACGGCCAUCGCUUUAAAUAAUCAUAAGAACAUUUCCCUACACAAUCACACAUACACAAUUAUUUAAAAAGGGGAGGGCCCCCUCUAUACAUAGUUAAACCACAUUGUUAUAGGACACACACUUUUCCAAGUAAUGUCUAAAUGUAGCUGAUGACUUCACCUCUGCAUUUCCUUAAGAUACAUUGAGUAACCACCUCUUUCACCACGAAAAAAUGUCAUGUCCAUGUAGCAUAAACUGUGCAUCUAACAUGUGUGACUUGUUUAGUACAGUGUAUCUUUAAUUUGAAAGCUGAAAAAAGCCAUGUUUUUCAUGCAUUUAAAAAAAAAAAUGCACCAAAUAUAUGUGAAGAAAUUAAUAUCAAAAGAAAGAAAGAUUAUCACUUUUCGAUUUCUUGUUUUUGCUGGAAGUCACCAGGUUUCACAGAAUAUACAAAGAUCUCAACCCAGACCGGGAACUGGCAAAGCCAAUCAGCAUUCUCAAGUUAUUUUCAAUGAAGCUGAAUAUUUUCCAUAAAUACACAUAGUUAAACACGUGCUUUUCAUGUGCUGGUGUAUGGGUUGAAAUGCUCAGUAAUUCCUGCUACGUUCAAUGAGAACACGAUUAAACAUAUGCUUAUGCUGCAUUUUGUUACGUAAGACGUAAGCUCUCCAUGUAAUUUUUAACACUAUAAAAUUGGGUGACUUCUCCCGACUACCUCUGCUAGACUAUCGUUAUGUAAACUUAAUUAAGAUAAAAGUGCAUGUUGCCAUUGAUGGUUCCUAGUGGUGCAAAGAGAAAUGAAGAGAUAUCUCUCUUUAUUCCAUACAUGAGAACAUCUCAAAAAAGUGUACUGCCGCUAAGUGGAGCUGAUUGGAAUGGAAAGUAACAUGUCUUGUUUACAGCACCUUGGGUUUGUUUUAUUUUUGUAAGUCUAAUCAAAAAAUAGAUCAACUGCUUAUGCAAGUAAAUAAAGGAGUCGCGGUGUCUGAUACCUUGAAAGUGCAAAGUGUCAUUAGAGACAAGCUUGGCAGUCCUUUCAUAGAACACGCAGGUCAGCAUUCUAACAACUGAUACCAGUGAAUGUUCUAUGGAAAGCCAACGGGCCAAUGACUCUGAAAAUACACUAUGACCCGGCUUUAGUUAGGUCAUAUCUGAUCAGCUAAAGAGAUAGUGUAGAAAGUAUUACACACCUUUCUGGGGGGAAUAGUGUCAUAGUACAGGUCAUUGUUAAACAUUAGAAAUGUUCUAUUAAUUCCCUUUUCUUCUUUGAACUGUUUGUGUUUGCCACAUCACUUGACCCCGGUUGUACCAGAGUAGGGAUUUUGCAUUUUUUGUCCCUGUUGCGUGGGCAGUGAGGCCUUAGUUCACCUCUGCAGUUAAGGAGGAACAGUCACUUUCUGAUUGGUGACCAUUGCUUUUUGAAAUUGCGAAGUUCUACUCUUGUAGUUGAGUUUUGGUAUCUCCAUGUGCAUGCUAUAUACCCCCCGUGCAGAGAAUUAAAGAAUAAGAGAUCAUGCCAGAACAGCCUUGUAUUCAAUACAAAUAUUCAUUUCAUUGACAUGUAAUUAUAACUAAAAGCUCGCACAAAACUAACCGCUAGCUUAUUCUAUUGGAAUUUGCUAUUUAAAGCUGUCAGUUCCUCUUUCUGUUAAGAGAUUAGAAGAUUGUGAUGUUGAUUAUUAAUCUUGCAAUUAAGUAGAAUAUAAUCAGUAAUCUUGAAAGUGUUUUCUUAUCUCCCUUUCCUGGUCCAAUGUAUUAAAGGUAAAUACAGGUAAUGUUCCAUAAAUUGGUAGUAAAUAUUUAAUUGUACAAACUAUUGAGAACAUUCACAGUGUCCUGUGGUAGUCUGUUCUAUUUUCCUGCCUCAUGUUUUUAAUCAGUCUGAGUGCGUAUACUAACUGCUUUAGCUGGUCUAUAAUAAAUAUUCCCAUCUAUCUCAAGAUUCAAAGCCUUACUUGACAUGCGUCUUAUUUGGGGACUUAUUGAAAAAGGGUUCUGAUGCAGAAUUCUAAAAUUGAAACAGUCAGCAUCAGCAUUCUAUUGCUUUCCAUGGUAAUUGCUCUAUUGUUAGCACCUUAAACCCAGAAAAAAAGGCUUUAAAUAACCCCUAUAUUACAUUGGUCCAUUCAGUUUAUUUAUUUAUUUAUUUAUUUGACAAGAAAUUGCACUUUUUGGGCAAAAAUGAUCUGGAAGAUAUGUAUAACUCGGCUAUUUUAACAACUCGGCUGUCCUGACGUAAAAGUAUCAUUUUCUGGUUUUGUUAAGGUCAUUCAUUAAACUGGGAAUUGUUUUGAGUUCACCAAAUAUUGAACCAAAAUAUUCCAAUUUGUAAUAUUUUCAAACUCCGUUGUUUUUCCAGCGCAGUUAUUAAGGCCUUAAAAUUGAAAUUUGCUGGUCAAUUAGUGAUACUUCCUGAAGUCACUAUUUAACAAUAAUAAUAAAAACCCAACUUCUUUUUUUUUUCUUCUGGAGACAAAAUAUAGAAUAUCUGAUCCUUCCGUUGGUAGAAGCAAACCUACAUCUCAUUGGGAUACAAUUGUAUUCUCUUCUAAGCUUUCCUUCCAAGAUUUAUUUAAAAUACAAAGUCUUGAUAGCUCAAUUAAAUGCUCGGAUUUGUUACUAUAGGAGAUCUGUCAGGUAGGCAGGUUCUGAGUAGGGAAUAAAAUGUGUUUUAAUGUUUCAGAUUCUGAAACAGACACAGUGUGUUAUUCUCGUGAUCACUGGCACUAAAAAUUAGACAUGAUGCACUGUGCUUAUUCCUGCGAGCCAGCCUGUUAGUGAUGAAAUGGCCACCCGACUAAUCACACGCUGAGAGAGGGCAAAGCGAGAAAUAGCUCGUUAUAUCAGUUACUGAGUCAUUGGAAACCGCUGUGUGUUAGAACGUAGAAAGUCAGCAUGUAUCCAUAAAGAAUUCUCUCCAUUUCAGAAAGGGCAUUUUAGGACAUAAACCGUGGCUCUCCAUAUUUAAAGGUUAAUCAAAAUCGGUCCUUUUAGCAUCUUAGCACAAUAACCCGUUAUGGACCAGUGACGUGCCAGACAUGCUAUUGAUCUAACAACAGUCACUCACUAAGCAGAGAACUGUAGAUGAAUGGCAAUGGAAUUACAAGUAUUAAACCAAAAUGCUGAACUGAAAAUAAUGUAACUAUUUUGGUGUAAAAUUUGCAAUUGUCAUGUCCUUAUUCCACAGUACAGUGUUGAGUAAAUAGCUUCACUUGGUCCUUAAAUUCUUUGUCAUCAGUUGCUACUGUUGGUUACCCAUGGUCUGUUCCUCAUUAGAUUGCUAUCUAUUAAAUCAUCAUCGUGUUAAUGGUUUAAUCUGUUAAUAGCCGAAGAUUUGUAUUUUCUCCACGCAAGAGAGAUAACGAGGUAUGAGUCGUCGAAUUGGAAGAGGCUAUUUCCUAAACCUGGCAUGCAAUUAUAGUUAGCCGAGUGGCAAAUCCAUUCAUUUCCUUUUUAAAAAUCUCUGUAUUGGUUUACAUUAACUCACGCAAACCGUUGAUGAGGUACGUUCCAGUCCAGUUAGAGUGACUUAUAAAAUUGGGUUAAUGGGGUGAUCAUUGGCCCAUUAUGAGUGCCUAGUGGAAGUCACAUACUCCCGUCUUGUAACUAGCGUGACCGUAUAUUUUGGCAGGUGAGUAACAUAGGAAAAUACUGUAACACUGGGGUUGUUUGUCAAUGUCUCCUGACAAAGUUACAAAUACACUAGUACACAACAGAUGGCUAAUUAUGCCCCUUUUCUUUUAUUUGCUAUUUUUCAGUUGCAGAAACCUAUUUGAGAUGUGCAAAUACCAGACAAAUAAUGUAGGGUGACCAGAUUGGCGUAGUACCCCCAAACUAUAUAGUACCCCUUAAACUAACCCAAAUCAAACCUUAGCCUAACUUCUCUCUAACUCUUAACAUUCCCGCCCCUCCGUCCUAACGAUGUUAGUUUAAAUUGUCGAUAUUGUCAGCUGUAGUGCAAUGCCGCCGCUUGUUAUGAAGGCAGUAACAAUAUUAUGUUACUAUAAGCAACAUUUUAAAUGUGUAAGGAAAUAUAUUUAUUGAACAAAGUAAAACAAACACUUAAAUCAGAGAAUCUCCUGUUUAAACGUUAAAGAUAAAGAUGUUGUUAGAUCCUGACUGCCCAUGUAGACUUCAUACUUAUAAACUGUCAUUUAGUUGAAUAUUGUUGCUCUUUCACAAAAUAACUCCGUCAAGAUCCACUGGUAAAGGAGAUAGAUUGUGCAAUAAAUGCUAAUGACAGUUACUGGAUGGGGAUGUAUUUGCAUCCCAGCUCCCCGUUCCUCCUAUGUUAGCCCUUAAUUCACUACUUUAAUUACAAGGAAGUGAGUUGAGCAGCACUCUCGUACAAAUCUCAGUGAUGUGGAAUAAUCAAAUUUAUACUUAAAUAUCUUCAAGAUAUGAUUUUUUAAAUCAUUUUUGUAUAUCAAGUUGGAUCCAUAUUUAUUCCAUAAUAGUUAUACAGGCUAGACACUUCCUCUCAGAUUAGGUUAAUGUUUUAUGUUAAUUAGUCCUAUCCCUUCCUCUAUGACAAGCAUUACUCCCAGCAUGCAGCUCUCCUUCCUCGCCAUAGAGGCUGCCCAUUUUUUCUGUUUUAAUCCAUGUAAGCUAGCUGUACUGCAACUGUUGCAAAAGACUUUUACACUUGCCAUCAUCAGAGAUUUUCUAUGCACAAUCAGAUCAUUUCUUAGAAACUACCUGUUUGUAAGCAUUUUUAAUUUUACUUACUUUUCUUUUUCCAUUAAACAAAAAUUAGAAGAUUUUGAUCUGACAUUUGCUUUCUUGGGUUUAGCGGACUCGCAGUGAAUCAUCAUCAAGAUCAGAGAACUUUUAUCUCUUUCUUAUUGGGUGCUGGGCCGCAAUUCACAGAUUCUAAUGGAAUGUUGACAUCAUAUUCUGACGUAGCUGUUAAACUGUGGAUUUUUGUAGAUUAAAUCAAAUAGAGAAACGUAGGUAAAAGUAGCUGAUCUGGAAAAAUCUCCCAACCCUGCCAUAGUUACAACGUGGCUAUGUUUGCCUCAUUCUUGCCAUUCGGAUUAAAUCCUCGAAAAAUUCAGUAAUUUAACACAGUAAAUAAUGCGAAAAUUGUAAUGCACUUCCACUAUGGCAGCGUCCACACUAAAAGAGUGGUGGAUAGCCAAAUACUAAAUGUCAGUUAAAUUAAUAAUACAAUAAAAACAUUCCGUUGGGACUAUUGCUUUGAACUAUAGAAAAAAAGAUAAUUUUAGUGACAGUGUCAACCUAAUUGGAAGUGCUAUAAUUGAGUGCUUAAAAUGUUGCUAGCAUAAUGAUUUCAUAGCAGGUAGGCUGAAAAUCUUUUAAUAAAUAUAUUUUGAAAACUACUGAACCGUUUGAAAAAACUGUAAAAGUAACAUUUUAUGCUUUAUUGAUUAAUAGUAAGUGAAAUUUAUUUAGAGCUUGGCUGUUUACCGCAGAGGGAACAUUGGUCCCCCAAGGAUGUAAACAGUACAGCUAUGCUUCCAUUUGCAGUGCAUGUGAGGUGAGAAAUAUAGUUUUAUAUACAUUUUAAUAUAGAUUUUAUAUUUUUGCAGGCUUUAUAGUAACAGAUGCUGCAGGUUGGUACAAAUAUGGAUUUUCUUUCCAUAUCUGUGGCGCUGAUAAAAGAAACCACAUGCAGACAUACUUAGGAUACCUGCGGAUAUAUCCUACCCAUAAUCACAAACAUCUGUUAAAUAGUCUGUGUACUUGGAGAUGGAGAUAGAAGAAUGUGUAAAUAAUAGUCAGAUUUUCAGUUCUUGUGACUGGUCAGUGAAGCCAGCACCGAUUCCCUAGAACAGGGUUGUCAAACAUGCGGCCCCCCAGAUGUUGCUGAACUACAACUCCCAUGAUUCUUUCAAUGAAACAGAUAGCCAGGGAAUCAUGGGAGUUGUAGUUCAGCAACAUCUGGGGGGCCGCAUGUUUGACAACCCUGCCCUAGAACAAAUGUGCAUUCUUGAACUAGCUGAGUACAUUUUGGGACUAUUUUACAAACUGGUGUUGAAACUGGUGGAUCUCAUAAAAUAUGAAAACUUGUGCUCAUAUGUCAUAAAAAUAAAAUCAGUAGGGUUUACAGUUAAUUUAGAACUGUUUAUUAGCACGGCUUGUGAAAUUCGUAGCGUAAAUGGUAACACUGUAACCGUAACACUGACAUUUCAAUAAAAAAACAUAUAUAUACUUGUGAGGUUUGGGACAUGCCUGCAUAUAACCUGAGCUCUCAAACUGCAGGCUGCUGUAUGCCAUGGAGGGGAUUUAAAACAGUGGUGAAUUGUGCCACCCUUUCCUCCAUCUUGUGUUUUAAUGUGUGGAAUGAAUUAUGUACCAAAUAGCAGGAUAGCCAUUACCCCUCCAUUCACGCUAUGUGCUUUGGAGUGAAGGCUACUAUCUCUUCCUCCACCCUAUAUGUGUUUGUGUUAAUAAUAAUAAUAAUAAUAAUAAUAAUAAUAAUUAUAAUUAUGCUGGUAUAGGGUUCUACAAGGACUCUUGUUCAAUGAUAUGUUAUCAUCUCAGUACCAAUGGGGCCAAGGAAACCACAAAAAUUUGCACCCAGCCCCUUGUCCUGUGUUCGACUAGAUGAACCCCUGGUACACUGAACCCAUGUCUCUGAUCCAAAGUAGGUAACCCUUCAGUAAGUUGAAGUCCUUAAAGGGUCACUAAUGUAGUGGUUAUGUUGCCUAUAGGCUGUUCCUACAGGCUUUUUAAUGUAAACACUGUCUUUUCAGAGAAAAUAAAUUUACUUUGUUGCCUAGUGACACCUCUACGUUCAGUCACUCAGAUGGCCACUAGAGGUGUUUCCUAGUCCAAUGCUUCACUUUGUUCAGCACCUACAUCCAGCGUCUCUACGUUGAACGCUCCCCAUAGAGAUGCAUUGAUCCAGUGCAUCUCUAUGAAGAGAUGCUGAUUGGCACAAUACAGCGUUUUGCCAUGCAAUAGCCUCCCAAUGCUUUCCUGAUUGAUGAUCUCAGCCAUGGAGGCAGGGCCAGUUGUGGUGAGACCAGCGCUGUAAUGGAGACAAGGUGACGGAAAUGUAGGUGCUGCACAAUGUGAAACAUUUGACUAGGAAGCACCUCUAGUGGCCAUUUGAGUGACUACACCUAGAGGUAUUACUAGGCAGCAAUGUAAAUGUAUUUUUGUAAGGAAAGGCAGUGUUUACAUUAAAAGGCCUGCAGGAGCAGGCUAUAGACAACACAUUCUGGUGACUAUAGUGUCCCAUUAAGGACUUCUAGUUACUGGGAGGUUAACUACUUGGACCAGAGAUAUGGGAACAUGUUACCAGGGGCUCCUCUAGUCCAAAACCGGAUAAGGGCUGGGUGCUAAUUUUUUGGGGUACCCUAUGUUUAAAGACAACACCUGCUCCACUUAUCAUUGAACAAGAGUGCUUGUAGAACCCUAAAUUUACCUACUUAUUAUUAUUAAUUGCCUUGACGUGGCAGGUGAGCUUACACUUUAGUGUAGUGAAACUAAAAACCUUCUAAGUGCAUAGUGAUUUGGGAUAGUGCGCAAGUAACUUUUUCCUUUGGUUUAUAUUGUAUAUACUGGGACUGAUGUGUACGAUAGUCUUUGCUGCUGCCUAUGAGUAGUGGGAGUUUGAGCAUGGGGCUUAAUUUUGUAUGUAUGUAAUAAACAGUGUUUCCAUAUACGAGCACUCUCAUUGAGAUGGGGUAUCUACGUUAUCUGCGUAUGAAGCUGGGAUAGGCUGACAUGCACAGUAACACCUUACAAUGAAUACGCUGUUUGAGCGCUUGUCUGUCAGUGUUCUCAUAUUGUUUUUACUUAUUUCCUUGUUUUCUAACUGGAAGAGGAUGCUGGUAAUUAUCACAUUCUAAGCAUAAAACAUCAUUUGCGUGCACUGUGCCAGUAAUUAUCUUGCUCUCAUGGUGUCCCUUCGGCUCUGCUCGUCUUUAUCACUUUAACCAACUUUCACUUCUGCUGUCCAUCUUCUAAGUUUGUGCGUGGUUCCUCUUUUCUCUCGUCGGAUUGCCUGAAUGUCUCCGCGACCUGCCGUUAUGUUUCCUCUGCUUUUAACUUCAUGCUAAACCCAUGCUGAGCAUCCUUCCCUAUUCUCUGUAAUCCUAACUUCCUUUCAUCAGUAAGCUAUGUAGUUAAUGUAUGUUUAGGUAUAAAAUAAACUGCCAACGAUCACUUAAGCUUUAAAUGUUGGUACUGCUUUGUAAUCAGGUCCCAACCACAGCAAAGGCCUGUAUCUCUAUUAUAAGGUGGGUGGAGCUAAUGAAACCAUUCUUUAAAUAAAAGGCAUGCACAGUGAUACAAUUAUUUACUUAGAAUAAUGAAAUAUAUUUAUAGCUUACUAUAAUGAAAGCAAAAUUGCUUAUAGAGGAUGCUCUGUAUUUAUUGAAUGGUUCAUUCACUAACCUUAAUUGUGUAUUUAAAAAACCCAUUAAGGGUUAAAAUAGCUGUGGUUAUAAUAUGUUGAUGAAUUUGGGAACUGAGCUGUUUUUACCCAGACUUUGCAGUUUAGUUUACUGUUCAUUACAAUUUGGGGAUUAGUGAAUAAACCCCUAAACAAACUCACGUAUAAUUGCCCCUUGGGUUAACGUAUAAUUGCCCCUUGGGUUAUUUCAUUAGCUUUUUUUUUUUCUUUUUUUUUUUUUUUAAUUUGAACUUCAGAAAUAAUAUCAAAAGUUUGGAUACAUUUGGUGCAACAUUUACCAAGCACAUGAUUGCAGCAAGAUUUGUCUUUUCUGUAUCUGAUUUGGAGAUUUUAGUGUUCUUUUUUUUUUUACCUACGCAUGCCAGGGAAAAUGCCUGACAUAAUAGAAAAUAUAAAACUGCAAAAUGAACAAAACUAUGCGAGGAUCCCCAGGACAACUUUAAAACCAAUGGAGACAUGCACAGUAGUCUCCCGUAUUGCCUGAACCCUUAUGUUGCAUGGUGUGGAAUAGAUAAAUUGAUAGCUAAGCUCCCAGACUCUACAUGUAAGGUGUGGUAUACUUUUUAUUCCCCAUACUAUGUAACAAGGUGUAGGUUAAUUUAAUGAGGCAGGUAAGCCUAUAAUUUGCCCACCCUAAACUGUUCUAAGAUAUGUUACCCAAUGGCGUAGCGUGGGUUGCCACCACCCAGGGCAAGGCAAGUAUUGCACCUCCUAACCCGCCUAACCUAGUAGAUGUUCAAACAGCUACUAGAUGCAUACUUGCAAAAACAGAAUAUUCAAGGAUAUAAUCUUUCAAUGUAGGGUAAUAACUGCUUAAUCCAAGGAUAAAUCUGACUGCCAUUCUGGGGUCAAGAAGGAAUUUUUUCCUAGCUUGUUGCAAAAUUGGAAGUGCUUCAAACUGGUUUUUUUUUGCCUUCUUUUGGAUCAACAGCAAAAACAAAUGUGAGGAAGGCUGAACUUUAUGGACACAAGUGUCUUUUCAGCUAUGUAACUAUGUAACUCCCAAAGUCCCUUAAUGGGUGCUGAGUUAACCACGCUCCUCCUUCCCUAUUCACCUCGUCUCCAUGAUAUUGUGUUGCGUAGUUUUUAAAAUCCAACUCACACCUAAAAUAAUGUGUGUAGUCUAUAUUGUAACGCGUAUAGUCUAUGCACAUUACUUUAGGUGUGAGGUGGAUUUGACACAAUAUCAUGGAGACGAGGCGUAUAAUUAAAAAGGAGCGAUACCAGUGGUAUCUUUAAACUGGAAUUCAUGCUAUUAAUAGGCAUUAUGUAAUUCACAGAUAAGGAUUACAUGAGAACAGUAUGCCUGUAAUUAGGAAGAAAAAUACUGUAAAUUGUUACAUGUUGAUAAAAUGUGUAGAAUGUUCGAACACUGGAAUAUUUUCUGUGCGAGGACACACUACUUUUUAUUUAUUAUUACUACUAUCUAAUUUUGUUUUGAAAUUUUGCACCCCAAAGAAUUUUGUGCCUUGGGCAACCGCCCCUGUAGCCCUGCCCACGCUACACCACUGAUGCCACCACCCCUGGCUAAUGAGAUUUCUAAUUUCAAUAGUUACAUGUCAAUAUAUGUGGGUGUUAUAGGUGUCUUCCAUAUACCUGCUUUGUGACAUAAAAUAGUUUUUAUUUAAUCUAUCAAGACCAACUAAUGUCCUCCUUAACUGCUUCCAAUGUAAAUACUCAUCCUUCAAAAUUAUCAAAGAAGAAAUAAAUAAAAACUGGCCCUUGACGGGCUACUUAAUGUGAGGGAGAAGGGGGAUUUUUGGGGCUUAGUUAAAUAAAGCCCUCCUGUGGUGUGAGAUUUUUAAUGAGCCCUGGGUCCCUCCUAAUAAUAGAUUAUUUGUUGAACUGGGUUCUUGGGGUUUCCUGCUGUUUCGGAAGAAGACCAACAACAACACAUUGUUUAUUGUGUGUUUAAAUACGAAGAUUACCCCCUUCCCGUCGCACCAAUAUUUCAGGUAUGAGAAUUUGAGUUGCGUUGUAGCGUCUUCUGGUUAAUAUAGAGUUGUUGCUUAAAAUAAAUGUACUCCGAUAAGUGUUAAGACGGCAUGCUCAACUAUUCGAAUUUAUUCCUAUUUUUCUCACAACGUAAGGGAAGAAGGAACAAGAGGAUAGUUCUGACCAUAUUGAUUUUUUGUCUGUCCGCUUUCACACAUUUAGUGGGGUAAAUGCAAUUUAAAAAUAAAUUAUAAUUUUUUGCCAGGAAACGAAAGUGUUAUAGCCAACAUUUAGUGCGCUAUUGGAAUUUGUCAUCACUUCUAAAGUGUCGGUAUCUCUUUAAGAUUUAUUGUGUAAGGAAUCUAACCUUUAUUUCCACACCUCCACUAAAAAAUGUAACCAGAUUUAAUUCCAUAAAAGUGGUCUAUUCCACCAGCCCUUCCUUGUUAUCUAGCAUCUUGAUUCUAGGAUUCCAGUUCACUUCUGAGAGUGCUUCAAGUUUUACCCAGCAAUAACAAAUGUGAUAAUUGAUUGAGCACUUCAAGGUUUAGAUAGGGAAGGGUUUGGAGCCCACUCAUGCCUAGAGGGUAAUCCUGCAGCUGAAUGGGGAGGAGGGAGAUUGAGGUGUGGAUCAUAAUGGCAAAGUUAAAAAAUUAGUUUCUGUGAAGAUUUUGAAAAACUUUUUAUUUCCAUAUAAACAAAUAUCAAAUAGAACAAUUCAAUGAAAAUGUACAAAAUAUCUGGAAAACUUUCAGGAAUGUGGGUAAAAAUAAAAUGCAAUUGCCAAUUAAGAGAUUAACUAUUUAUCUAUGUGUUGUUACAAUGCCCCUUGGUGUCUUCAAUUGUAGCAUUUUUUUUCUAUGUUAAUGGAUUGCAUUUUGGUGGACUUUAAAUGGAAAACAAAAUCUCCUUGGUGUGAAUACUACAGAUAAUUUCUCCAAAAGUACUGUUCAAAUCAGGAAGAUCUAAUCUCCUCCUUUUCACAAAGCAGUUACAUAAGUCAUUUGGAAGAGCACAGAGGCUCAAUCUCUCCUUUAUUAAAACCAGCCUGCUAUUGCAUGCUUGUACAAACACUUUUAUAUGCAAUGAGUCUGGGGAUUAGACGCCUUCUCUCCACUUGCUUGGGUUUCCUUUUUUUUCUUGAAGGUCACAAAGGGGGGAGAUAUUCGGGGGAUAAAGCUUCUAAAGUCUAAUUUGCAGUUAAAUGCCCAUUACCCAUUGAGUUAGAGUGCGUGAAAAACAAAACACCAUCCCUCUGCCUCGUUCUCCAAGACAACUGCUAAGACAGGUUUAUACUUUGACCAAGAUUUGAAGUAAAUCCCCUUUGACGCCUGUGUCAACAAGACAAAACCCAGAAAACAAGAACAGACAAACAGAAAACUCUUAAAAUAUCACACAGCUGUCUGGAAAACAAUAUUGUGUGUGUUAUAUGUUCUCCUUCCACAAGUGGUACCCGCCUAGAACAACACAGUGUAUGGGCGGGUAUUUUUAACUCUGGUAUGAUAGAUAUUGGUGGUGAGAAUGGAAAUCUGAAAGGUUAUCUAAACAUUUAAAAAUAGUAUGAUAAGGCUGGGAGGCACAAUGGAUUUGACUUAUAUGGUGCUUUUUUUAACUUAUUUUUUUUUUUUUUACAAGUUUAUUUUACUUUCACACAACUAGUAUAUAUUAAGGUGGAACUUAUACUUCUUGUACUUCAUUGCCUGUAGGUAGAGUGGUAAGUAAAUUUUUUUAUCUCCAUUGGAUAUCUCCAUUUGAUAGCAGUUAAACCCACCACUGCAAAAUGUAGGUUACUCCUGUUAUGUUUUGUUUUUUAUUUUGCAAUCUCUAACCAGACUCUGUCUGUCUACAUUAAAUUUUAUAAGUAUUGCUUUAUAAAACGUCACAGACGUAUUCGUGCUUGGACGAGAGAUACUGAACAGCUUGUGACAGGUAAAUAGUUUGCAAAAUGAAAGCGUACCAAAGUCAAAUUGAGGUGGCCACCAAAAAUUGUAAAUCCCAGCAAUCUAGUGAAAUAGAGACACACAUACUACAGUUACACAGACACACCGCAUACAAACAAAACAAUCAUUGCGUUGGAAUUUCAUGAUACUAAUGCAUGCCAUAGAAUACUGUGGGGCCUGUUUACCAUUAUUGAAUAAAUCCAUUUGAUGCAGUGCGGGGCUUUCCAGACUGCAAUAUCUUGACAUUGUUCACAGUUUUUAACAAUGUCUGAAUCUUGCAGAGCAUGCUCUGAAUUUCACCCUGGCGGAAGCUGCUGGAUGGCACUAAUCUGGACCUAGAUGGUUAAAAUUCUAAAAAGUGCUAGCAGCCAACAGGCAAAUAGUUAAAAAAACGCUCUCUUUGGUGCAAGGGCUACACUAAAAUAUAGACAACAAAAACCAUGGGGGUCAGUGUGACCCCCCAUAUUGUUAUAAGGGUGGUUCAAUAUCUACUGAGCAAUGAGCAACCAGGAACUUAUCACUAUUAUUAAAUCUAGCGAUACAUGUCACUGGCGUCUUUAUUAUCCCAUUCACUGCAUCCCACAUCACAGGACGCCAAUGUUCACAGAGUCUAUCACAGAGCUCCUAGCCACAGAACUCAGUGAUGUGCUAUUUACAUAUGAGUGGAUCACAGAGCUCCCAGCAAUAAAACUCAGUGAUGUGCUCUGUACUUGAGUUGAGUGAUGUGCUCUGUAUUUGAGUUAAUCACAGAGCUCCCAGCCAUAAAACUCAGUGAUGUGCUCUGUAUUUGAGUUUAUCACAGAGCUCCCAGCCAUAAAACUCAGUGAUGUGCUCUGUAUUUGAGUUUAUCACAGAGCUCCCAGCCAUACAACUCAGUGAUGUGCUCUGUAUUUCAGUUGAUCACAGAGCUCCUAGCCAUAUAACUGAUUUGAUGUGUAUAUGAGUUUGAGAGCUCCAAACUUUGACUCACAAUGAUGCGCUAUUUACAUCACAGAGCUUUCAGCAAUAAAACUCAGAAAUGUGCAGAGUGAACGAAUGUAUGACAGAGCUCUACAUUAGUAAAAUCACAGUAAUGUGCAGUUAUUAUUAUUGGCAUCUAUAUAGGCCAACUUACUCCACAGCAUUUUGUUGAAGUCUAUCACAACGUUCCAUGAUGGUUAAACUCACAGUAACGUGUAUGAGUGUAAUACAGAGCUCCACAGUAAUAAAACCCACAAUAAUGGUGAUUGUGAAUAAUAUGUGAGGAAGGCGGCUGUGAGUAAUGUGGUUGUUCUCUGGUGGUCCAGCAGAAGUUACUGAUCUAAAUUAGGGGGGAUUAUUGAUCCCUGGCGGUCUGAUAGCAAAAUCUAUGAUCUGCACUUCCAGUAAUAUUGUAAUAAUUUAAAUAAAAAUAUAUUUUAAAUGACAAAUUAUGGUUUUACAAGUGUGGUACAUGAGUGGACCAGGCGGCAUGCGGGGAGGAGGAGGGGGGGGAGUCACCCCUUCAGUUACGCAACUACUGUAGAUGAUGGUGUAAGGAGCUGUAAUUUGCAAAUUCUCUGCUUCUGUCAUCUCGAGAGUCCUUGUAAUGAAGCACUUACUUAUAAUAAGCAUGAAAGAGAAUCUUUCUAGGUGAAUUGUAGCUGUCCGUGUGACUUCCUUGUUCAUGCAUAACAUCCAGCAUGCUACAUUGUAAUUGACUGAGCAAUCAGCGAUGAUACUUUGUAAUGUCACACAGGGAGAAAGGAUUGUUUUAUUGUCUGUCUGGUAUAUUUGGAUUUUUCUGAUACAGCAGUAAGGGACACUACAGAAAAGGUUUAUUUAAUGGCCCUUUAAUACAUUAUAGACCAAGUGCAUUAAAGAAAUACACACCGAAAACGUAUUCUUACCUUCACUUCCCAAUCCAUCCAGACCACUUCCAGUACUCCAUUUCUUUUUUUAAACGAGGUGCUCUCUUUUGUUGAUCAGCUAUUUUCACAUUUAUCAAGGUUAUCUACCAGUGCCAUCUUAACAGCGUUAUGGCCCCCCAGGCCCUACCUACACAACAACUAACAGCAAUAAAAAUUUAAAUUAUCGAUAAAAUGAAGCUUAUAUUUAUUGGUACCGCCAACAAAUGCAAUAGAUACAUACAAUACAUACACAGAGACUGCUGAAUACAUGCACACAGACUUCUGAGUGCACACUCAGACUGCUGUGUGAAAGGUGCUGUGUGUGAGAGGUGCUGUGUGUGGGGGGGAGCUGUAUGUGUGUGUGUGUGUGAGAGGUGCUGUACGUGAGGGGUGAGGGGUGAGUGGUGUGUGUGUAUUGCAGAGGGCAGGGGUGCAUGGAGCAAAAGUUUUCUUGUUUGUUUGUUUUUUAAAUAAUAAAUGUACAUUAUUUAUGAAAUCUUCAUGUCCCCCUCCAACCUUUCUUUUUACUUUCUGUGAAGGGGGGGGGGGGGGUCACUGCCCCGGUGUUCUGGUGGUGGUGAUCUAUAGUCUCCAGCUCCUCUGGCUGCAGGCAAUCUUCACUCCUCCGAACCUGAGCGUUGUGUGGAGUGUUGCCAUGGCAACGUGCGGCAACGCUCCACACAGCAAGCUCGUCGGAGGAGCGCUCUCCUCCCAGGUCCCUCCUCCUUCCUCCUCUCCCACUAACAAAGGGCCUUUGGGCCGGUGAGGGAGAUCUUUGAUCUCCCCACUGGCCUGAGAGGGCCCACCGAAAGAAAACAGUCUCUAUCUUUUAUGAUGUAGCAAUAUGCGUCUAUUUUGCAGGCAUUACGUUAUGAGCAAAAAAUAGAAUGUCUUUGCAGUGGGAGCUGUCAGGGUACUUCUGGUACCAUAACCACUACAACAUGUAGUGGUUAUGGUGCUACAGAUGUUUCCUUAAGUGUUGUUUAGAGAGGGCAGUUAUAGAAUGUAGGACUUCAAGCAUUACUUGUUUUAAAGAAGGACUCUGAAAAUAACCUAUAACAUGUGUUCUGCAUUUUUUUUAUGUCAUAUUUAAUUUUCUUUGAAUUAAUUUGGAAGAAGUGACAUCACAAUCCAGUUUAAUUCAGGCCCAGCCAAGGCACACACUGCUCUUUCACCAACUAUAUUUAUUGUUUAUUUUGUUAUUUUAUGUAUAAUGUCUUAAAAGGGCUACUUAUAAAAUGAUGAUUAUUGUGAGAGGGUAAAGAAGGAGGCACCAUGUUCCAGGAUAGAAUUAAAUACAAUGAUUUGCAUUUCUACAUUUUUAUUUUUCAGACCUCACAAAGAGAUUUGUGAUAUAAGUAAUUGUUAAAUAAAUAUAAUAUUAUAAAUCCUGGGACGUGACUGUCUUACUUUAAUUAAUAGAACUACUAAAAAUAAAAACACAAAAAAACCUAAAUAUUGUAAAGCGCUACGGAAUCUGUUGGCGCUAUAUAAAUGAUAAUAAUAAUAAAUAGAAACAUUACCUCUUCUUCUCCCGUUAGAGCUUACUGAAACCCAUUUAAGCACAUAAUGGAUUUUGCUGUGAUCCAGCCUCUCCGCUCUAUGUACACGUAAAACAAAUAGUCCAAUAAACCUUGUAUUUUCCAUUCAGUCCUCACCAAAUUGUUUUUACAUUAUUUACUAGCCCAACACAAAAGGACUUGCUAGCCAUUUUGUUUGGCAACUGAUGUACAUCCAGAGAGGAAUCACAAAAACAAUAGGAUCAAAAAGUGUGAAAACUGUAAAACAAUGUAGCAACCAAGUGCGGAGCAACAAAACAAUUUAAAAGAUGGGUUACAACCUUCUCCCAUCACAUCCUGCUGAUGAAAGACAUUAUUUUACCUUCAUUAUUCCUUUCUUUCGUUCUUCAACAACUCUCUUCCUUUUCCUGCUACUUAAGUAAUAUUAUACCAGGAUGUCCCUCACUCACACCUACAUGACGGUAUGUCGGCUGCUGGAAACAUUAGCCAUAUUGCAGCCUUCUGCUUGUUAAAUGUAUCACUUCUACCACUGUAUUUAAUGAUCUGCUAUCUUUGAAUGGGGAGGAUUUCAAACUCAUCAACAAUUGGUCUUUGCAAAUAAGACAAAUAAAGCUACAUAGAAACUCUGUUCAUCAUUAAUACAUUUUUUUUUCUGGUUUCUUGAGUCAAUUUACCAAAGUCUGGAUAAUGCCUUUAAUGGUGGCCAUUCCUAAGAUAUAACAGCUGUAGUUAUCACAACCAUAUUUAAAACAUCUAUAGUAAAUGUCAAAGCAGAACUAUCAAAUUCAGACGAGAAAAUGUGUUUCAGUAGGUAUUAAUUGUACAGCGCUGUGGAAUAUGUUGGCAUCUCUGUAGAUAACUUGUACAUAAUCAAAAUGUUGGUUUUAACUACAUGAUGGCAGAUACAAAAAUUAAGAAGGGGGAGCAAUGUGAUGACAUAGGUAAUGAUGCAUUUUUCUGUAUUUCUUCUUACCCCCCUUUUGAAUUUCUUACCCCCUUUUGUUUUUCUUAUCGCCUCUUUUGAUUGAAGACCCUCUUCUGUAGUGCGCUCGGGCACGCUACAUGAAGUGACUGGCAGGAGGGGAGUGCUCUGCUCUGUACUCCCCUCCUACCCAUGACCCAGAGAUUGCUCCUCCCCCCACGCCAGUGCGCCGUAGGCGUCCACCUGUGCUGCGUUAUGAUAGCGCCAGCCCUGGUGGCUGCAGAGAACCAUGGGAAAAUGAUGCCCUCCAUGCAUGCACAGGACAUGCCUUGAAGUUGUUGGUUCAUCUAGCCCGGAAAAUUAUUUUUAUUCCCGUAACCUGGCAGGUUUUUUCUACUUGCUUGAGCGGCUGUGUUUUUCACAAUACUAGUGACUUUUUAUAAUAUGGAACGCAGUGUAAAAUAAGAUCUUUGAUUUUCAGUCACUGAUUUCGUUUAAUACGACAUUAGAAAUUAUUUAUUUUUAAUAAAUAGUACAUACAUAGUGCUUGGUUUAGCUGUAGGCGUUGCUAUUCAUUGGUGGUUUUAUUUUUCUAUGUUUGCUAGAGUUUAAUUGUCUGUUAGCAGUCUGUUUAGAUUCUGUGUUUGCACCGAAAUUAUUGGCCACCUUUGUUUUCCUGGCCCUUAAUAAUAAUAUUGUUCCAUUUAAAACUCCCAUAUAAAUAUAUGAAAUUAAACCAAUCAAUCAAUUAUAAUAUUUUAUGUGUAGGGGAUCAGAUCCUAACCAACUAAACAAAACUUAAAGAUUUCAUCUCAGUAAAUCAAAUAUAUUUUACUCAACAUUAGUUCUAUAGUAUUUACUACACAAUACACCAAUGAUUUUCAAUGUACAAAUGCUCUUAACUACCAUCAUACAUAAUAUAUAUUAUAUUACCUUUGCACUAUUUACUUCCUCCGGGAACAUAAACAUUUUUUUGCACCCCUAACGUUAUUUGAUGUAUAAUUAAUGUGUACCUUAAUGUGCAAAAAGACUACAUUGUUAAUAUAAGACCUGUGCCAUGACCGAAGGUCUCACUUGGCUCUUGUUAUACUUAUAUAGACUUUGAUUCUCUGUCUCACAGUUUGCUCACACAGACUCUUCUGUCAUACUUUUUACAUUCUAUAUGAUGAGCAAAAAUGCACCCUGGAAAGUAGGGGUUUAUGGAAUAAGAUCAAAUUCCACUACGUAUGUUUUCAGUGGAGCUUUAUUAAUGGACAUUCAUACCUCCCAAAAGUCCCAGAUUUAGAGGGAUAGUCCCAACUGGGGUCCCUUGUUUGACAACUGCUAUAGGCCAGAAACUCACUAUGUAAGCACAGCCUGAGCUCAUCAAUAGUUGCGUUUUUGCUAAGUAAGCUGGUAUUAGGGCCCAUGCAAGAGUGCUUCAUGGGCUACUGUGAGUAGGUUUUGCAGUAUUGCUGUGUAUGCACCCCAGUCUGACACUUGGGAACCUACCCGUUAUUUUUAUCAGAAGGACCCACCGUACUUCAUCACCAGAGACCAGUAACUGGCAUGCCCCCUACUGGCUCGUCCCACUUCACGUCCCGCAUUCCUAUCACUAUUUUUUUUAUCAAAGACAGACAAGCCAUUUAGAGGAGUGUAUUCCCUAGAUCCACUGAGCUUGUUGAGCUAUAGCAAACUUCCUCUCUUUUUAAAUAUUUCAGGCUUAGCCAAGAGUAAAGGUCUACUUACUGAGCAAUUAUAAAUCAUCACAUUACAUCAAUGUUUCAUUCGCUGUAGGGCUCCAGUAUCACAAUGUGACAGCCAAGGGUUUUUCAGGAUAAACAUUUUGUAUCUCUCUUCCAUUGAACUCAAGGCCAGAUCCUCCUUGUGACUCAGUUCAGUGGAGGUUGUGAAGAUAUAAAUGACUUUGUGAUGUCUGACAACAAUUACAAUGCACCACAUUGUGGGAGCUGUUAAUAGCUGCGUGAAAAUCAAAAACAUGCCGUAUUUGUUCGUUACAGCACACAUACAUAACUGACUGCUACAUUAAUGUUUAAUGUGAAGUGCCCUUUCAGUUUAAAUAUAUAUAUAUAUUAAAGGUCUACUGUAACUGAAAAACAGUGUUCCUGCUCCCCCCUCACCGCUCAAAAAAAGAAAGGAAAUAGCUAAACUCACCUCCGUGCCAAGUCCAAGUUCUCCGUCAGCUCGCUUGUGGGUGACAAAUGUCAGGGAGGGCAGUCUGAUGAAGUUAGAAAAAAAUAACCAAUAAAGGCGGAAAUGGGGAGGGGCAAUUACAAUAUUUUUUCUCUAUUGGUCACUUCUCAUUUGACCUGUAGAUAAAAUUAACAUUUAGUGGCUGUCCAAUAACCAUCUUUUAUCUUUUUCCUAUUAGUUAUCUCUUAUCAUCAUAUACACUCGUCCAUUGUGCGAUUUGAAACUCGACUACACUUUGACUCAGAGUUUGGGAAUUAACAAGAUCACCCGAUCAGCCCAAAUUUGAUGAAUUCCAGUUCAUAGUGAAACAAAUCUCCAAGUUUCCCAUUCAUUAUCUCUAAUUAUAGCCAGCAUUAACCAUCAUCUUACAUUAACCCUUUCCCUACACUAACACUACACCAAACCUAACCCUGGCAUAGCACUAACCUAAGCUCUAAAGGUAAUUGUAACCCUAACUCAGGGAGAUACCCUCUGCUGGUGUCAGUACUAACAUCAGCAGAGGAAUUUCCUAGCUCACACAAUACAGAGCACUCUGUGUAAGUGCAGCAUGAGAGGGAGAUCUCCCACUCAUGCUGCAGCUCCUGCAUGCUGUACUGCCGAUCACACUGCAUGCUAUGCCUGUUGAACGGUGCUGGUCUGGAGACAGACCAGCGCUGAUCACGCUGUCAAGAAAUGUAUUAAAGUUAUGAAGGUUUGAAGUAAUUGGUUUUUCCUGUUGAUCAAAAGGUUAAUUAGCAUUCAAACUUAAAUUAUGAAGUUAUGGCAAAAAUAUAAGUAAAAUUUGAAAGCCACAGCUAUUUCUCCUCACAUCUGAUUACCUUUAAAAUACAGCUACCGCGUUCCAGACACGGCCAGCGAUAAGAUUUCCGUUUUUAUAAAGAUUAUUCUAACCACAUUUAAUCUACGUGUGAUUAAAGUGCUUUACCAGUAAAAAAAAAUGAGAAUUUCUUUUUCAACUUUGAAACAAUGCUAUACAUUUUAAGUUACAUUUUUAAACAGACAGAACUUGACCCUCUUUUUUUAAUGCAUACAUACAUUCAAAAAUUAGCAAAAUCAAUCAAUAAAUAAAACAAUCUGGUUUCAAGUUCUCAAAAACCUGCAGCACGUGCCAGAACGGGCAUACCCUGAUGAGGAAGACUCCCAAUCUAUUACAAAUCUAUGAUUCUUGAUUCUGGCCUGUGAAUUUUUGUAUUAUCCCUUAAAGUCCUUCCAGCAGAGGUUUGUGGUAUUUGUAAUUUAACUUACUUGGCUACGGUUCAAAUCAACAUGUAGGAUGAGUGGAACUGCUGUUAUUGUUCAACUAACAGUAAUCUGGGCUUCGUCAGUGCUCCCCCAAACAGCUGACCAUUUACGUAUGCAGUCUCGGUUUGGGCUAUCUCCAGAGGACGUGAGAGAGGUCUUUUUGGGUUCUGUCAAUUGAAAGAAGUAUGGCUAUAAAAACAGAAGUAAAAUAAUUCCCUUGACAUCAGAGAUCCAUGUAGUACUUGUAUAGAUCCAGAGAGUUUUUACAAAUAUUUGCAGUUCUCAGCCUUUUUGGAUGGGGAGACGGGGUGCAGGAUACUCCGGGUACCGUAACCUUUGCAGAGAUGCACGUUGUUACUGACCAUUUAACAUUGGCAGUUGUUUCAGCUCUGGUUCGAUUGGAGAUAAAGAGGAGAUCUUUUGAGGAAUUGGAAAUUGCAACUUGUAGAAGACAUGAUAUCUUCUGGUUGGUUAUUCCACAGAUGCAGAGCUGUCUGUGAAACAAAACACACAAGCAAUGUAUUUUAUUAAAUAAUGGCAGAUUAUGAGUUUUGUGAAAAUGGGGUGAAUGUACUGCACAGAUAGUUUGAGAGCACCCAGAGGCAAGAUAAAUAAAGCAGUUUGUGUUGACUCCUUAGUCGGCCUGUUUAGAUCUUCGAAUAGAACACACAAUGGGGAAUACAUUGUAUAAACAAGUGGUCUAAGGAAUUAUACAGAGUUGCGUGUUUGCAGGUAUAUAUAGUGCAUUCCUAUUGUCAAUGACCUGUAAACAGAAUUUGUUUCUGAACAUAUUUAUUUGGUAUAUUUUUACUUUCUAAUGAGAAGGCAGAUUCAUACCUGAAUAUUUAUCUUAACUAAAAUAACUGGCACUACACUGGAACAAAGAACACUAUUUAAGAACAAUUUAAUAUAAUGGUUAUUGUUUUAAGAACUAUUGCAAAAUCUAGGAAAACUGUGUUAAGAAGGUUAUCUGAUGGAUAAGUCCAUCUAAAUUAGUCCCCUAACUUCAACCUAUUAGAAAGCAGUCAGAAUAUAGGCUGUAAUUCAACCAAUAAAGCUGACGGGAUAUAGUCAAUAAUUUGAUCAAUAAAAUAGGCUGCAAUGCUUUAAUUACUUUGCUAAAUAAAAAUCAGUUUGUUAAUAUAUUUAUGCAUUUUUUUACUUAGCAUAUUUCUUUUAAUAUGUUAACUUUAUAAUGAAUUAAAGUAAAGCAUUGGUAAAUGUACGGUGAGCAGUUGCGGGAGGCAUUCUACUGCCUGGAUUUUCCACAACAAUCCCUAAUUUGGGCCCUUGCUUCCCGGGCUUGUUCCAAGGUCCCUGCUUCUGGCGAUACCCUUCCCUUUCCCAGGAGAGCUCACCCCCAUCAGUGAUGCUCUCGGUACCACUAUUGCCCUCUACUAACCCCGUGCUAGAAGGUAUGCACUAAUCAUCUGUCUUAACCUCCAUCAAUGUCCCGGUACACACACUUGGCCCUUUGUUCCAAAAGAGUUAUACUGGUUUGCGUAUUGAUCCUAAGUAGAAAACACUUGGGAGGAAAGCAAAACAUUUUUACUUUCUAGUGCUUUGUCAGUCAUUAUCGCAAUGCUAAGAAAAAACACCUAUUACUGUACCCUAGUCAUGACACCCUAAAUAGCAUUGUAAUAAAUGUUUUCACUAAGAUUUAAGGUACCAAAUGUACCCAUGACUACUCUAAUUGCGCUAUUGUUACCCUUUGGUAACCGGUACCAGGGGAGGAAGCAGGCAUUAAACCCCUUAAGGAUGUGGAGACAACAUACCAUGCAUACAAGGCCAAAAACUAGUGAAUGCACUUAAAGGGCUACUCCAACCAAAAACAGUGUUCUAGCCUGUUCCAUCUUCCCUCAUAAAAAUAAAUAAAUCUAAAACUUACCUUUGUUGCAGCACCAAGGCCAAACUGUCUGCCGCCUGGACCUCCUCUGCUGACAUUACUCCCACUCACCAGAGGGGUCGGAAUGUUAGGUAAGAUGGGAUGAAGGGAGGACAUCGGUGGCACGGAGGUGAUGGGUGAUUCACAUUAGGCACCCGGAGUUCUUGUUCCAGGAUGGGUAAUCUCAUUACAUCUCUGACAGCAGAGGGGUUAAACUCAGUAUGUGCAGCAUUUCAUAGUGAAAUUAUGCAAAUACAGACUCCAGGCACCAUGAGCACUUCAAAUCACUAAAAAUGGCAAUUGUGCUCGGUGUAGCCCUUUAGCUUAUAUUCAGAAUAUUCAAUUUGAAUCUCAAAAGAACUGCAUAGGCCAUCCUUGGUUGUUGUGAAGUUAAAUGAUGUGUAAAAUUCUAUAGGUUUUUCUAAGAAUUCACCUUUUGCCUUACUGACAGUUUGCGUGAGGUUUCCCAUGACUCAUUAUUGGUAAUAUAGGUCAAGAGAUAAACAUACCAUUAGUUCAGCUCAGCUAGCAGUAUAUAACGUAAGCUGUGCCGUGGCUGCUGUAAUUAUUCAUAUUAUUAACCACUUCACUACUGCCGACCUACAUAGUACUUUGGGACAAGAAUAUCGCUUGGUAAAUUCACUUUAAAUUCUCGCUUUGGCGAAUAACCCCGUUAUAGUGCUAAGGAAAUGUAAUAACUGAUUUAUGUAUCAGAUUGGGAAUACAAUCCACUUGUCAGAUUAGAGACACAUCUACUCUUUGAUGUUUUGUUUACUUUGUUGUAUCUUUAAAGUAUCAGACAUCCCCUACUGGCUCAGAAAUGGUUCUGUUUCAUUUACUUGUAAUUGAAAUCAUAAAGAUGUUUCUUUAAGACAUCGGCUGGGAACAUAGUAUGAGCAUCAUUUGAUAUUGCGUAAUCAUUAUUGCUCUUGCAACAUAUUUGUUAACUUUGUUCAGAAUGUGUAAUUACAUGUAAUAAAUUGUCUUCUCAUUUAACACUUUAAGCUCCCGGAAGCUGAGAGAUUUGUUGCACAUCCUAAUGGAACAUUAAAUUCUAAUGUUUUAAACCCAUGUUCUUGAUGUUGAUAAAACCUAGAUAAAAAGGACACUCAUAAUGAUUUCAUUUUUAAUUUGAUGUGUUUAUUCAACUUCCUUCCUUGCUAAACCCUCUAUCUGAACUGUAAAACCCCAGUUUAAUGCUAAUUACGUGGAGAGAGAUCAGGGGAUUCAAUUGGAUUAAAGCGAGCGUUCGUUGGUGGGCACUACUAAUUUUUUUUUGUAAGACUAAGAAAAAUCCUCAACCUUUAAUCCUGUAUGGUUUGUGUUUUGGCUCAGAUAUUCCGAUGUGCAAGCUGACAUCACUAUUGUUACAUAUUAAUGUAAAAAUAAUUAAUGAGGUGCUUGAAGCAUCAUAAUCACUAGAACGUAUGUGAAAGUAAACCAGGAGAGCCACACUUUUUAUAAAACUACUUGAAAACUGUUUGACCCCACCACAACCACUGCAGGGAUGCUUAGAGAGCUUCUUUAAGGAUCACGUUUAUAGUGGAGACUUCAUCAUUUAUGGGUUACUCUUUUUGUGCCCAGACUAGGAAGUGACUCAGACAAACAUGAUUCUGACUUAUAGGGCACUGCAAGAACCACAACUACUGGUACACAUUGUAGACUUUUUAGAUGUCCUCCUGGCAUCUUAAUCCCAACUCUUUGACUACUGUUCAGAUAAUGAAAAAAACUGUCACUAUCCCCAAAGACCAAGCAGGGAUGAAUGCGGUGGGUGUCCCAACAGUCCCGAUCUUGUCUGUACAGUCCCAAAUUCAGGGUUCUGUCAUGCCAUUCUAAAUUUGUUCCCUGUAUCCCACUUUUGGGGCACCAGGAAACUAUCUUGAAAAAGCAUAGUGUGAGUGGAGCACACACUCCCGCUAUGUUCAGGGCGCUAGAUCCCUGCUGAGAGUGCUGAAAGAGUGCUCAGUGCAUCGCCAGCCCUUGGCGAGUUAGCCUACUUGUUUGCCCCCAUUUACCCCACUCACCAGCACCCUGGCGAAGUGGAACGCCAAUGUUUGGGGGAAUGUCUGAAUUAUCUGAGCCAAAUGACGGGCUUUGUUUCAUGUGCCUGUAGAGCCCAGUUGUUUGGCAAAUCAGUUUGAUGUAAAACAGAGGGGCAGAUAUUGUUUGCACCAGAACCACUGCCAUGUGCUCUAGUCACUGACAUGGUCUGGGUGCAGGGUCCCUGUUCCCUUAACCUUGCAAUGUAAAACAUUUCUGUAACUAUGCUUAAACUUUCCUAUAAAUACCUGCACAGUAGUGCAUUAUGGGCAUGGCAGAUGUUUAUGGGAGUUGUAGUUUAAUUGUCCACAUUCUGCAGUUGUUAUCCAGGACAGCUAUUUACAUAGGAAUGUACUGCAGGUUGGGACAGGCGAGCCUGAAUAGUGGGAUUGUGGAUUAAAACUUCAUAUUAUUCUUUUUUUAAAAAAGGAAUGAACGUGGUUAUGGUGUCCUAGGCACCCCCUUUAAUUUAAGUAGUCAAUCCGUUAUCCAGGUGCUGCUCCCCGCCUCCACUACUUCCAACAGAACUCAAAGCUCUCUCUCUAAACUAAGUCUUGGUUCAUGGAGGGCUUAGCUCAUUGGCUGAUGAUGAUCAGCGGACACUCUCUGCCAAUGUGCUAAUUCUACUCUUCAAGGAGAGCUAACAAAAGUUCCUAAACAUAAUCUUACGGAUCUCUGUCGGUAGUAGUGGAGGCGGGGAACCCACCAGAGAGCAUCCUGUACGUCCGUGUCAGGUACAUACCUUUCUUAAACAGUUUUGUGAAAGGGAGAGCUAGUGAGAGAGGCUGAGCGCACCAGUCUGUGGUCUCCUCACUGAAGCCUUGGACAUCGUUAGAUGAAGUUAGGCAGUUUUCUGGAUUCAGAUAUAGAUUAUAAGAAUCAUUGCUUUAAGUUUUCACUUCAUUUAGUUUUCAAGGGUACUAGACCCUUGUGUACACUAUGAAAGAGUAAAGCUAUCCAACUACUGAUCAAGCACUGUAGCUGCUACUCUCAUACAUUCUUCAUACUUUUUUUUUUUAUAAUUCUUUAUUUUAUUUGUGCAUGGAUAAAUCACAUCAGGCUUAUAAUGCCAAGCAGUGUUUCAAACAUAUUAUUGCAUUAGUUAGGCAUUGGAUGGUGCUGCACAUUUUUUAUAUAUUAAUAUUGCUUGCCAAGAAGUUUCUUCUCUUCUGUUUAACAUGAAAGAGGAGGUACACGACUAGACAGAACACAAUGACAUUGGUUUAGCGUUAGAGAUAAAAGCAUGGCUAUUGCAGAGUCUGCAUAGGUGAUAGGUAAAUAUACAGUAAGUUAUAACAUAAGAGUAAUAUACAAGCGAGGUAUGCCACCCUGAGUGAUUUUAGCAGCAGGUGCUGGUGUGGAGAUACUUGAACAUAUGAUGCAGUCAGCAGGUAAGUAAAGCGUUCAACAGAUAUGUCAACCAUAGUAUUCAAUUAGGUAAAGAAGGGUGAUUUCUCCUGGCUGUGUGUGAUGUGAUUGGGGGUCCAACGGCCUCCUGUGCAUUCAGCCUAUGCCCGUCAUGGGCAGGGUACAGAACCAGGUGUUGGGGUGAGUUAGGAGGUGCAGUGACCCAGACACGAUCGGUGCAGUGUCCAUGUUAUUUAGUAUCCCCUGCUCUCCUCUCCCUGCUUCAUCAUGCUUGGCUUUCCAGCUCCUGUGCUUCCUGCCCUCCGUGCUCCGCCGACCCGGUCUUUUUCGCCCUUUUCGUGCUUUCUUCAUGCUGCGCCCCAUUUGAGGUUGCCUGGGUGAGAUUUGUAGGGAAGGUGCCGGUUGUCGGAGGGACAGCGUCCCCCAAAAGUCGGCAAGAAGUCUGUCCAGGAAGCACAGUGUUCUGGACAUCACACCGCCAUAUUCAGGCGUGGGGUCCGCAGCAUCCGCCAUGUUAGGUAUGUCAUGUGGGGUGUCAACGCUAUUUGAGGCAGGAUCGCUCAGUCCUGGUGGAGGGAACGGGCCUCCAGGGUGGGGACCGGGAUCUCCCUCGCCGGUCCAAAGGGGGGGGAGGGGGGAGAGGGUUGCAUGGCGCCAUCGAGAUUUGGGCAAAGAUCUGCCUGAGCUUGGCUGGGAGAGCGGCCGCUUCUCCCCUCCGCAAUGCUUGCUAGGCCUCACUCCGGGCCGUUGAGGGCUUAGUCUGGAUGGCUGCUACUGACCUUGCAACUGCUACUGACCACUUUUCACCAGGCAUGCAAAACUCAUUGUCUGACUCAGAGAGAGCACCGGGAAUAAAGGUAAGUGGCUUAGAAUCGAUGAGUUGCCCGGAGCUCUCUGAAAAUGCGUCCAGCCGCCAUCACAGUCAGGCCCCUUCCCCAUUCUUGAUACUUUUUAAAGACAAGAUUGCGGAUGUAGAAUAAAUUGAUUUUAUUAGUCACACGGGUUAUGCAGUGUUGCUCCGAAUGCUGGCAAUUAAUAUCUUUCCGCAUUUUUUCCAAUAUCUGCUGGGAUUCCCAGACACGCAAGUCAUUUUCCUAAGAAAUGUCUAAAAAAAAAACACUAAAAUAUUAAUGUCUCUUUAUUCGUACCUACAAAAAGCAUAAAUGCUAUAAUAGAUUUCUAUUAUUAUAUAGAUCUACUCCUAUUCCAUGAGACUAAAUUAUAAAACCUUUUCCUCUUACAGCACAUUGUCACAGUCCAAUUACAAAACUAAACAAAACAAAAAAACAAUCCUAAAGGUUGUUUACUCAAGUGAGAAUUGUUCAAUUCAAGGUGAAUUUAAAAUUUAAGGCCAAGGUAGAAGAACCAUACAAGGCAUAGAUGGCUGUGUGAACGUUUCCAGAACAGUCUUUAAGUUAAAUUUGAAAUUCUCUUUGAAUUUUCAGCAGUUGUCACUUUAAUGAGGCACCCUAUCAUUGUUUCAAAAGUUAAGAUUCAUGGUUUUAACAACUACUGAGUGUGUUGACAACCAAGUUUUGAAACAUAAAAUAACAGAUAAGAAUGACGUAAUUUUAUGUUGGACCUCAGAUACAGUCAAUAAUAAACUUUUGGUGCCUAAUUAAAAAAAAAAAAAAAAAGAAGAAUUGCUACCUUAUAGGUGUUCUCUGCUUUGAAAGUUGGUAGUAAAUAUUAUGGUGGAAUUGAGAUGCUGGUAUCAUUAGCUGAUGUAAGGGUGUAGGAAUUUAGUUCCCUUUAUGUACAGUGUAUUACUGGUAAACAUUUCUGGGAAAUCCCUCUUGUUUGGGUUGUGGUACGUUUUACACCCCACCUCCUAUAGACUAUAAGCUCGUUUGAGCAGGUUCCUCUCCAACCUAUCGUUCCUGUAAGUUUUUUGUAAUUGUUCCUAUUUAUCGUUAAAUCCCCCUCUCAUAACAUUGCAAAGCGCUACAGAAUCUGUUGGCGCUAUAUAAAUGGCAAUAAUAAUACCUUGAUAGAAAGCAAGUUCAGUUCCACCUGGACUGGAUCCCAACACCUUUAGUGACAUAAUACACACUCCCAAUCCCAACCCCCAUGGUGUGAUGAUCUUCUGGGUGUUCACAUUUAUGCCUCGUUUCCACUGAGCGGAUUGGUUCGGUUUGCUAUUUUGGGUGUUUCCAUUAUGAAAGUGGUCCAUACAAGCGAACCGUACCGAUCCAUUCAGGGUCUUGCUUCAGAUGUAGGGCCAUAGGAAAUGGAAAGGUUCGGUUAGGGCGGAGCUACUAUACAAUCCAUUGAUUGUUGGACAGGAAGAGCAUUUUUUCUAAACCCCGCAUGGCCCUGAAAGGUCUGACUUGCAGUGGAAAUGCUCACCAGAAUGGGCUGGCCCAUUCUAAACCUUCCAAACUGUACCGACCCGAACCGAUCCGCUCAGUGGAAAUGAGGCAAUAGUGUCUUCUGACAGUGGCUUCUUUUGGUAUAAAAAAAGGAUUGAAGAUCUUGAUUGGAAUGUCAAGUUAUGACUUUGAAGAAGUGGGAACUGCGUUACAAAAAACAGAGUUUGUAUCUUGGGUAUAUUCUUGGAUUGUUUUAUGGGUGGACACUUCACUAGAUACAUUUACAAGGUGAUUGCCCGAUUAACCGGUGCCCAGUCAUCAGCUCAUCUAUUCAUCCUUGACUGUUUGACUUGACCCUUCUAUAGGACUCAGCCCUUACAAUUCUGCACUAACCACAACAACAUUUAUGAACUACGGGAUGUAAUCCUCAGAUAUUUCUUGAUAAAAUUCUCUUCGGCACCUGCAACCAUAAUGCUAUGGAAAAUGGAAAGCUUCCUCAUUGCUUGAGAACGUGUUGGAGUAAACUCAAUAAUUCCAUAGACUUUUGCCUCAUACUUUUCUGCAAUAAUUCUCCAAUAGCCUAUCUUUCUGUGGCUCUUUCUUGACUGUAUUCCUGGAACAAGUUUCCAGCACGUUAGAUAUAUUGUGAAGCACGAGAUAAGUUUGAUUUUCAGAAUUACAUAUGGCUUCUGUUUUCUCUCAAAUAAGUAAUGGUUUUCCAGCCUAUGCGAUUACAUUUCUGUUUUCUGAGCGAUGAAUGUAUAAGCGAGCGAUGAAUAAUAUAAGCAUCCUCUCAAAAAGCCGUGAAAGCCUCCUCUGUCUAUUUUGUGCAGACGCCAACCUUUGACCUAGUAAAAUGGGACUUAAAUACAGAGUUUAAUAGAUCAUACAAGAUCCAGCGCACUCACUCAUUCACUAAACAUCAAUUUCAAAGCUCACAGAAUGUAAUAGUUUUCAUUACAAACACCUCACCAAGGCAAAAAUAAUUAGUUUAGUUACAGUAUAUGAUCUUACAUUGCAUAAGCCUGCCACAACGUCAAUGUAGUCCAUUCUUGGCAGGUCCUACUCUAGCUCCUAAUGCCAGCUCUUAUGAGAUUGAUCCACUUACUUGGGAAAUCCUUCCUCCUGGGACUCUCUGCAGGGCAAGAUUAAAUAGGGUUAAAUAGGGCCCUGGAACAAGUUUAAUAAAUAGUAGAUUUCCUUUUUUUUGUUUCUGUAUUUAUCUGCUUAUAACCUCAACUUUCAAUCAGCCUGAUCUUCACCAAGGGUAAAGCACCAGUGUUGUUCAGAUUAGGCGGACACUUUCACCAUUAAUAUAUUAAGAAGUCGUACAAAUACCAACAAGAUGUGCAAUUCAUUUCUCGUUGAACUGUAACUAAGUUUAACUGGUUUAAGAAUUUGAUAGGGAGCUGUCUACUUCAUGGCUAAAUUUGUCAACUCCCCAAUUAAAAAAAAAACAAAAAAAAACAACGCACAUUUCAUAAUUGUACAUGUCAGCUAAAUAGUUGUAUUUCCAGGUAUUCAACAUGUUUUUUUUUUGGCAUGAUUCCAGAACAUAGAAUCCACAUCCCUUUCCUUCACCUGUACAGUUGGGACAUACAGACAUAAGGAAAAUAGGCUUCACCUUGAGUCCUAAAGAACUAGAUUUGCCAGGCUUGUCCAACCUUGUCAUUAUCCUAUGCUAACAUCAUAAACUUCCUCAUCCAUUAGGAACCGAGGAAGGAAAAGAUGCAUAUUACUCCUUCUUGGAAGAGAAUGAUUAUGAAUCUAUAUGAAGAUCAGCAGCAAUAGCUGUGUAUAGAUUAAUUAGUCAGGACCAUGACAUUUACCGAACAACAAUCGUCCAAAUGACAUAUUCUGUGAUAUCAGUUUUCAUUCUCAGCUCAUUAAGAAGCCGAUUAUAAGAUUCUAACUACUUGUUAAAACACACCUCAGAGGGUUCUCAGGGUCUUUCUGGGGGUGUCCUCCCAUGCUGGAGGUGCUGGGGGGAAGUGGGAUCCAUGCUGCACAUAUUUUUGGAUUGCCCAAUACUAGAACCAUUUUGGAGGUGGGUGUAUGACCUGAUCAAUCAGCUCGCAGAAAGGGAAGUAGCUUUCCACCCCACAAAUAUGUUAUUGUCCUACACUAAGCUCCCCUCUCCUCAAAUAGAAAACAAUUGAUUUCCAACCUAUCACAUAAUGAAAGAUAAGUUUCCUCCUCAACUGACCAAGCACAGGAGCUUGGACAUUGGACAUUGACUGGGGAGAUGAAGGAAUAGCAUAGGUAGUCGGGAGAGGCUCCUCUAUGGCCAAAGUCUUUCCCUCACCCAUACCUGUCAUUACCCACCAUUACCCACUUGUGUUUCCCCUUCUAGCCUCCCCCCAUUAAACACUUAUUAUAUCUCAUACGAUUGUCCAUUAAAAUUGUGAAAGAUAAUGAGGUCUGAUAACACAGCAAAAGAUCAAGCAUAUCCACUGGAAAAUUAAAAGGAAAAAAAACUAAAUAAAUCCUUCAGAGCAGUAAUAGAGUGCAAAACCUGUGUAACGUUGACUACACGUGUAAAUCCAGUAAAUUUAUUUACCAUGAAAUUAAAUAUGAAAUAUAGUUGUCCAACUCCCUGGAGCAUUCCUUUAAUUGUGGGGAUUAUAAAGACAUCUUUUAGGAUACAAUGUUAAAUAUUGCAAAUGUAAUCUGUGAUCUAAACCUAAUAGCAACUAUUUUUAAACUACACGGUACGUUUUUGUCCUCUGUUUGCAUUAAUUUUCAUCUACAUUGUGACACUAUAUUUUCCCCUUUUUUGGUUCAUUUGCCCAUGAAAGCAGCCCACGUGCUAAGUGGGGAAUAUGUAGCUCUUGAAUCAAGUUGCUGCUAGGCAGUAGCCUACUACCCUGUUAAAUUCAAGGUUUCAUUGACUGGAAUUGACCAUGAGUUGAGCAGAAGAAGUCUUUAGUUACCAUCAAAGUGUGAAUUGCCUAAAACCCACAAAACUGAAAGUGGAUUUGACAACAACCCCAUUCUUAGAGAUCCGGCUAAAAUGAUGUGCCCAGCAGAUGUUCAGGAAAUAAUGCUGACAUUUGUACUGUAGGUCAGGGAGAUAUUAAAGGACCGAGCUAUAAAAAUAAACAUUACAAGUGAUGAUGUAUACGAGCCCCAGUGGUUUGCUCUGAGUAUCUGCGGAUAUAAAAAGAUGCAUCCGAACGGCUGGUACUAUGUGCGAUUAUCCUUUUUUUUUUUUUUGUUUCUAUGCUAUUGUUAUAUGAGGUGUAUAAAUGCUUGCCUUGCUGACUCACUAAUUCCAGGCUCAUUAGACAGGGAAUUGUGCUUACAGUAUGCUUCCUGUAACAAGUCUUAAUCUUUGCUUAGGCUGAAGUCAUGCAAACUAAACAAUAGACAUGUAUAUCUAAGCUGGAGGACUGAGCCCUCUUCUUUAACCCUCUGAGUGCCAUGCAGUGCCUGUCUAAUACAGUGCUAUAUAUACAGUGCAAGCUUUUAUUUAAAUCAUCUCUGCUACCUCUCAACUCCCGGUUUGAACCUUUAGAUAGUAAGCUCAUGGGUUAUCUAUCCUAAAUACUUAGUAUAAAAGAGAUUUAAUGGCUAGAUCUCACUCAAGGGCUGGGCCCUCUUUCCUCAAAUGUACAGCGCUGCAGAAUAUGUUGGCGCUUUAUAAAUGACUGUAAUAAUAUUUCCCAGAAACGUAGCUGUUAGAACAAUACCAAGAAUUGGAAUAAACAAAGAAAUUGCUAAUUGACAUGAAUUUUUGCAGUGCCCCCAUUCAUUAUUAGUGGAUUGUCCCUUAAUGUUUGUGUGUUACACUCCCAUGAUGUUCAGACAGGGUUUAGUUGUAAAAAUAAAUAUAAAGGGCUUUUAGCCUUGCCAUGGUUUCCUGGACACAGGUCACUUAUAUUUAAAUAAUGUAGAACUCGAAGAAUAAUUGUAUUAAUUUUGCAUACGGCUCCUCAUGUGUCGCCAUUUAAUAUGAAGUGAGUUAUUUAUGUAGCUGGUAACCCUUUUAGCAUAAUACCACCUCAGCAACGUGUAACUACCUCUCUAUGGUAACCACUACAUUGUAGCAAUCAAAUACAUAGAGGUAACAUUGUAACAGCACAAAUGUUCAUAGCAUGUUACACCCCUCCAUCUGGUUACAACGUUCAUUAGGCUAUAGAUGUAGCCACACCCACAACAAGGGAGGGACAAACUAUCCAGCUGUAAUGACAAAUACAUCUUUGGCAUGUGUAGGUAAUUGAUAAUGUGAACAUAUUAUUCUGUAUUGAAAGUCUGCUCAUCAUGUGCAGUCCGAGCAUCCCAGCCUGCAAAGCAGCUUUUUCUUCAAGUCUCAUAUUUCUUUUCCUUAUAUAGUGAUUUCCCGAAACAGAUUUUAGUUCUCUAAGGAAGCUUUACAUUGGAUGUUUGCCCUUAACACAACCAAAGGCCAAACGGCUCCUAACCCAGUGACAGAGGAUGGUUUGCUGAUGAAUAUCCCUUUAAAUACAGUGUGCGGUAAUAUUAACUAGAAGCAAACAUUUGAUCUAUAAUUAACAUGUUAAGCCGUUCCCAACUUUCAUGGGCUCCCAGACAUCAAAUAAGGACCAAACUUUAUUGUUUCUGCUGUUAAUCAGAAGUGAUAUUCUGCAUGUAUUAACUCAUCGCCCCGACCUUUCCACCACUUACUUCUUACCCAAGGAUUAAACAUUUCUGAACCGUGUUUGACUUUUCUCUUUAUUUGAGUAAGAGAUCCUAGAUAAUUUGCAAAUUAAAUGAGGCUGUCACUUCUCUGAAAUUAAACCACUGAAUAAAACAUUGGAAAUCACCUAUAGGUCGUGUUAGCCGUUUUAUUCUGUUUGGCACUCAAUUUGCUCCUAAAUAUAAAGAUUCAGCAAUUAACAAUCACUAGAUUAACAAUAUAGUUCGGUCCUGGCAUGGCCAAGGCACACAUUUACAUAGAAGCACUGUUUCUGUAUCUGCAUUUCAGCAGUGAGAUACAAAUAGGGUUAUUUACUAAAUUCUGAAUAUUCCCAAAUAAAAUCCAGGUAAAAAAUAGCUAAUCUAAAAAAAAAAAUCAACUCUCCAUUUCAGCCAAAGUAACACCCUGGAUAUUGUUGCUUCGGUUUUGACAUUUUGAUUUAAUUUUUGAAAACUUGGAGUUUAUUGAAUAACUGAGAUAGUCUUUUUUUAUUUUUUUAUUUUAAAUGACAGGUUAGGGUUAGAGUUUAGAGCUAUGACAGAGCCAAGAUGGUGGCACUCAGUUCUAGAACAGAUAUAAAUACAGUGCCGUGUGUUAGCACUGAUCACUAUAACGAGCCUUAAAGGGGCACUGUAGUCACUAUAAGCAUUUCAUCUCUUUGAAUUGGUUAUAGUGCCUGGAGUGCCCUGGCACUGUCCCUCCAUUCAGUGUUGCACCAUGUUCGUGCAGUAGGCCACAAAAUAAGAGUCCCUGGCCACCUACAGUCCGGCCCCUUCAGUAUGUGUAGCUAAGGCAGAGAUUACACACUUCCUUGUUGUCAUACCCAUUCAUACCGUCAGUUGGAACUCUGAUAGGCUAAAAGCAGUCAGCUGACACUCUCAGCCAAUCACAGCUGCCUAUUGCUGCUCAAGCUAAUACUUCCUUAUUAGCCAAAGCAGCACAGAGGGGGUGGAUUGCCGGAGACUCUUGUUUAGCAUUAACACAUUUAAAGCUUAAAAACUGUUUAAUGCUGAAAGAAAUGAUGGUACCAGAGGACUCCAGACACUAUAACCAGUUUAAUGAGAUGAAGCAGAUACAGUGCCUACGGUGUCCCUUUAAAUGUAUGUUUGAUCGUAUUAUUUUACCAUUACAAUCUCUCAGUGUUCCGCAAUAUGCUACUUCCUGGGCAUAUUGCAUGUGCUCAUGAGCAGCGCAUGAAAGGUCCUGCCUUGUAGUAUGUAGCAGUCAAAUACUGUGAGUGUGAACUCAGUGAAUUAAUCAAAUCAGCUCCUUUGCGAUUCCACGUUAUCUCGUGUUCAAGUAUGUAGAAAUGAUAACAUGGUGUAUCUGACAUCCCUCGUUAGGCAUUGUGUACCAUUGCAGAUGUUGUGUCUAGCAGGGCAUAUUGGGAAAUGUAGUCUCCAAAAAAUGGAGUGAUUAACUACACAUGUUCUACAUACAGACUGGGAUGUUUAAAUGCUUAUUGAAGUUAUAAAAUGAUAUGCGGUUUCUUUUUCUAAUAUGACCACUUUGUGGCAGAAAUUUUAAUGUAUUUUUCUCUCUUUGUGUUUUUUUUAGGACCGUCUGAAAGGAGAAUGCCCGUUUUGGCUUUCGUGGAUUUUUCGGUGGAUUUACAGUAA